This is a messenger RNA of Podarcis lilfordi (Lilford's wall lizard), 62355 nucleotides long. NCBI's taxonomy places the organism in Eukaryota, Metazoa, Chordata, Lepidosauria, Squamata, Lacertidae. The record is from the annotation of a GenBank genome assembly.
GUGGUUCAGGAGCUCGCAGGGGCUGCUGCGCGCGCUGAAAACGGGCGGCGGGAGCGGGGAUGGGAGAAGGAGCGGCCGGGCAAGCGAGGAAGCGAGGAAAGCGGCAGCCCGGACCCACCUCACCUCCACCACCAGCAGCGACCCUCAGCCGCAGGCGCCAGGUACAGCCCCGGGACCCUGCCUCGGGCAUGGGGGGAAGGUGCGCGCGCCUCAUUUGUCUGACUGAACCCGACCAAACCAAAGGACGCCGGAGGCCGGGGGGGGGUUGACCUCUCCACCUUCCCACACUCGCUCGCGCAAGGCCAACCACCACCGCCACUGCCCCGGAUACAGAGUCGUGCCCUCCUGCCCCCGCUCCUUGGUCGCGCUCCCUUCUACUCCCCUGCGUUUUGGGUCCUUAGUGGUUUUGCCCCUUUGUAAAAAGCGCCGCCGCGAGAGGGCAGCGUGCAGUUGCCCCGCGCAGGGGCGGCGGGAGCGGGCAAAGCGCUGUCGGCGCUGAGGAGCCCAGAGGGAACGCGCGCCCGCCCGUGUAACUGCGGCCCGCGACGCCUAUGCUGGGCACGCGCGAAGGUAACUAGGGGGGGUUUAAACUGGGUUGAAAUGGCAUAAUUCGGCGGGAAGGAGGAGGUGCGGCCACUUAAAGCGAUUUGAAAAGAGAGAGGGACUCUCUCCGUGGUGUGUUUUAAGCGGCCCCGGAAUGGUUUUGGUUUUCGUGUGGAGCCCGUUCGAGCGCGCUGGCGUUCCCAGACGCGCAUCCUUCUCAUUGGAUACCUGCGCGGUGUCUUGUGCAAAGCGAUCCCUGUCAUUCGGGGCGAGUCCACUUGGCGCCGCCCUGGGUUUCCGGGGCCUCUGCGACCCAAGAGAGGCGCUCGCUUGCUUGUCCCCCUUCGUGGCGCGGGCGGCGCUGCGUGGUCGGUCGCCUGCUGUCCUGCGGCGCCGGAGGAGCGGAUGUGACCGGCCUGCCGAUGGCGCCCCAGAGGCUUCUGCGGAGCGACGACCUUUGCGGGAAGCAGGUCUCUCUGCAGGCAUCCCGGGGUCGUGGCGCUCUGCUCCUUUCCGAGUCCCCGGGAAUCUGGGGCAUUGGAGUUCGAGUUGUGCGCGCGUGUGUUUGCAAAACCCAUAAAUUAGGAUACGCGUUGUAGGCACCGACGUGCUGUGUGUUAACGAGGAAUUAGAGACGUCUGGUUGCUGCUGCUGACGCUGGUUUAAGGACCUGCUCCGCUCCCCCUUCCCGCCGCUUUUGGUUCCUAUGUUUUUGUAAGAGCUCAUUGAGACGCAGUUUAGUGACUGCUUUCCAUCAGUCUCCUUUCCUAUUAUCAGCGUGGUUGAAAUAGAUUUCUUCCAACAUCAUAUGUCCAAAGAGUGGGGAUUCUCCCUUUUGACAACUGUGGUCCUUGCCUCGGAUUCCUACGUGGUCUCUAUCUACACGGCUUGUAACGUGGGAGCCCCCCGCCCCCCUCCUGAGCUAAACCUAAGCGACGGUGGUGUUGGACGGGGAGGGGCAGGGCGAGGCUUUUUCCUCGCAAAACAAGGAUGGAAAAAGGGACCACCUUCCUACAAACGUUAGCAAGGAGCCUUCCUUACAAAGGGACAAUUUCUGUGGUUGGGUGCGAUCCAAAAGGCGGGCAGAAAACCCCGCGGAGCAGGAUAAAGAGGCGCUUGUAGUGGGCACGCAUUCGUGUACACCAAGUCACACGCUCAUAGACACGCGUGUCCAGGGGGAGAGUUGGUUCUCAACACGCGCGGACUUGGACUGGGGCCCUGGCGAAUCCGGCAGCGCGCGCGUGUGUGCUUAGGAUCUGGGCCCUGCUCGUUUUUCAUGCGCACUAGUCAAACGAGUCUGAACGACAUCCUUGCAAAUAUUGACAGUGGCCCGUCGAGUUAAUUUCUCUGGUUACUCGGACGUUUUCGGCCAAGGAAAAGCGGCCGCGGGCUGGCUGCUUGGCGGAGAAAGUGGUACUUUCUCUCAUGGGGCGGGGGGGGGAGGCCGGGAGCAGCCCCAGGAAGAAAAGGGCCCCGAUCUUGUUUUUUAAAACCACGCGGAAGGGGAGCCGCUGCUCGGGGUGCAGCUGAUGGCUCGGAUCCCGCCGGGCUGCGAGGUGGAAAGAAAACCCUCGGCCUAGAGGGAAAGGGAGACGCCGGGGCCAGAGCUGGGCGGCCGCAUCCUGCGCAAGAAUCAGGCAGCCUGCGGCGUGGAUUGUGCCUGGACACAAUGGUCUAGGUGUGUUAGGGUGCUAUGGACGCCGGCUUGAGACGGGAAGGGAGAGGCGGACGGUCCCCUCUCCAAGUGUAAGCCAGUAGAGGAGAUCUGGGAGCCACCAGAGAAGGGAUGCUUUGGCCCGGGGCAGACGGACUGAGGAGCGGAGCAAAGAGACGCCCCUUCGGGUGGCUGCCGGUCCGGUUCUCUGGAAGAUGCCCGCCAACCAUCAUCUUCAGUUCCUGGUCACUGCGCUCUUUCCCGUUUCGGUCUUCACAGCCACCGCAGGCGCUGUAACUCUCCAAGAGUUUGACGACUUCUCCCCGCCAGGCGCACUGCAGACAAACGGAUGCCAACAGCCACAAUUGUGUGUACACUAUAUGGUUAUUACACUGUUAAUCCCCCUCCUUUACGUCCCAAGAGAGGGUAUCUGUUGGCCCAUUUUGAUAGGUGGGAAACUGAGGUCCAGUAUCUUCCUCGUCUGCAUUUGAGACGGUUGUGCGCGCGCCUCCAUUUCUAUAUUUCCUUUCACUUUUGUGCGCUAUCCCCCCCCCCCCCCGUUCAGUUUGAUGGCCUCCCUGAAAUCUAGAGGCGGCUCAUUUAAAGCACAAGUUGAAUUGGGAGCCCGCUCUUCAAGUUGUGGAAGGUGUUUUUUAAGCGUUGGCUCUGUGCGCGCACACGCUUGAAGGGUCUCAAUGCAUUGCAGCCUGGGUCAUAUGACGGAGGUUUUAGGGCCAUCCGCUGGUCUAAAGCUCCGGCACCUCGCAGUUCCUCUAAGCCAGGCAUAGGCAAACUCAGCCCUCCAUAUGUUUUGGGACUACAACUCCCGUCAUCCCUAGCUAACAGGACCCAGUGGUUAGGGAUGAUGGGAAUCGUAGUCACAAAACAUCUGGACGGCCGAGUUUGCCUAUGCCUGCUCUGAGCACCUAAUGUGUUUUUCACGAGGACGCCUUUUCACACGUUAGGCUGAAAUUAUCCCUUGAGCUUCCCCUGUCAAGAAACCUGGCCCGGAGGACCUUCAGAGAGAGACAACGCUGGAGACACGUGUCGCUAUCGCAGACACGCACUGCCCCUUACCAACGCGUGGCGCAAACAGCAGCAGCAAGGCGCAUUUGACACCGCAGAUAGAAAAAGUCCUCUCGAUCUUUACGCAUCUGCGGUUUAACAACCCGCUUUCAGACCUCUCGGUUGCUGCUUGUGGCACCUGCUAAGGGAUUGGAUUGGAAAGAAAAGGGAUAAAGCAGAGGCUUCUUACACCUCAGUUUUGGAAAAGUCUGAGCGCCUCCACACCUCUCCAAAUGAUAAGCGUUUCCAUCCUUCAGCUGGAACGCCUAUUAUAAGAUACAUUCGUUUAAUUCCUGGUUUUCCACCCCGCUUUUUGCCCCGUUUCAACAACCCCGUUUCAAUGGGUCCAGCGGUUCUGCCUGACUUUCUUCGCCCUGCCCUGGCCAGAGGGGAAACGGACCGUGGCCUCUCCUCGUUUCCAGCCCACCUUGAGUUGGGAAGCCUAUGGACGCCUCAAGAUCCCCGAGGAGGAAAUGUUCUGCCUACGUCCUUUUUGUCGACUUUGACGUGUACGUUUGAGGCCUUGUUACAGCGGAUGCUGGUUCCCCGGGGGAAACGGGACACUCCGUCUGCCCUCGCCUCAGCCAGCCAGACUCCACCUGCCUCUCUUCUUCCUUAAAACCAGUCUAGAGGGUGACCGGGCUGCCAGCUUCCUCCUCUGUUGUCUCAGUGUUGCCCUUCAGUAGGGAAGGGAGAAGAUGGAGUCAAAGUCACUGCCUGUCAUUGGCUCCGCCUCUGGGCACCAGCCAACCCUGGGCUUUAAACCUCAAGGGAUGCUUUUUGAAAACAAGAUCCCGCCCACCCCUUCUGCAUUAAAGGCAAGUGACUGUAGUUCAGUAGUAGGGCAUCUGCUUCCCAUGCAAAAUAUCCCAGGCUCAAUCUCACGCAGGACUGGAACCUGGAAACUGGCUGUGUAGGACCAUUCAGAAGGAGAGGGGCCAAAUGGUCUGACUCGAUAUAAGGCAGCUUUCUAGGCUGAGAGAGGAGACAACCACGCCAACCCCAAGAUCCAGGAACGCUGGAGGGUUGCAGUAAGGGUCGCUCACUCCACACCUGCUAGACCAGGGCCAUCACUUAAAAACGAAGUUUAAAUGGCACUUUGGACUUGGAAUGGAAAUGGAGGCUUGGCUUCCCACCCACCUCGCAUUGCAUGUGUGCGACACGAACUUGGAUACGACUUAAAUUUCGUGGGCUAAAGCUCCAUUCAAGAAACGGCCGAGUUCAUUUUUUUAAAGAAAGAUGUCGGGGUAGUUCAGUGUGUGUGGGCAACCUUUGAGGUUGGGUCCUGACACCCCAAGCCACCCACCUGUGGCUUCCCAGAUGUUGCCGGGCUCCAGCUCCCAUUUGCCGCAGGCUGCGCGGUCCAUGGUCAGGCAUGAUGGGAACUGGAGUCCAGCAAACAUCUGGAGGGCCGCAGGAUCCCCACCCCUUGAUCUGCGGGGACCGAAAUGGCUUGGGACCAUAGCUGUCAACUUUUCCCUUUUCUUGCGAGCAAGCCUAUUCGGAAUAAGGGAAUUUCCCUUUAAAAAAAGGAAAACGUUGACAGCUAUGCUUGGGACCCAUCGGACUCUAAAAAGACCUUCCCUUCUUGUAAACGCAUCCUCUAAGACCGAGCUCUAACAGCAGCUCUUAGUGGUGGGUCAAAAAGCGGCGCGCUUGGAGUCCUGCUCAGGUGGGGCAGUCAGAUGGGGAUGCGCCUUACUUCCCUGAGUAGGGUCGAAGGGCGCCCUUGCUCCUUCUGCUGCAUGGGACCCUGGGCAUCUGCCCCAAAGCCCCCCCCCCCCGUGCCUGCUGCCCCCAAACCGUGCGCCCUGGCUCUGGCGCACUGAGAAGGGAAGCGCGCUCGUUUCCGCGCCGCCCCAGCGGGCCGCUCCCCCUUCCCUUGCCAAACCCGCCGGCCUCGAUCUCCUCGGCUUUCGCGUCUCCGGCGACUUCAGCUGCUUCCCCCACCCCCUCGAGUAACCCGAUGCUUCUCCUCCUCCUCCUCCUCCUCUUGCAGCGCCCGUCGAGUCCUCGGCGCCCCUGAAGCGCAAGAGCGCGCGCCUCCUUCGCCCCGGCUGACCAGACUCUCCUCAGCCCCGGCCGCCGGGCUGCCCGCGCGCCCUCCCCGCCACCAUGAACACGAUCGUCUUCAAUAAGCUCAGCAGCCAAGUGCUCUUCGAAGACGCCGCCAAGGAAAGGGAGAGGAGCAGCAGCCGGCCUUACGCCGGGGUCUUGGACGUGUCCGCCCACCCGGAGGUCCUCAUGCCUGACAGCCCGUCCAUGAAAGACAACCUCAGCCUUCGACACAGGAGAACAGGGUAGGAGCCCCCAGGCCGAUGGUUUGGAAGGCGAGGGGUGGGAGAGACGCAACUCUGAUCAUGUGGGAAGCUUUGCAUUGUUGGAUUAAUCCUAAUUAUGUACCGCUUUUCAGCCGGACCUGAAAACAGUUCAGUUUCUCAAGGCAGUUCACAAAUAACAAUAAGCAUAGGCUCUUUUUUGUUUUUUUAACAAUAACCAAAAAAAGUUGCCUCGUAGGAAUUCAAUCAAGCCCUUACUCGCCUGACCUAGUGGCUUUGUAAAACUUCGCCCCACAAACAUUCCCUUUCUGAACAGCUAGGGCACUUUAAAUAGCUUUAGAGAACCCACCCUUCUUAUGACGACUUGAAAACAAAUCCCCAUGAUUUGCAUUUGCCUCCAUUGAUAUUUGUAAGAUCCUAGUCCAAAGGUUUAUGUAAAAUCCCGCUGUGGUGUUCAGUGAAGCUGUCUCCCAGAAAAAAAUGGUUUAUGGCAUUGCAGAUAGUGGUGUAAAAAUAUUGGAGUGAUUACAGACAAGCGUAUCAAAUUUAGGGCUUCAUCCAGAAACCGGUUGCUCCCUGCAUAUGGUGUGAGUGUGAAAGAGAGGAUUAGAGAGGGUGCUGUCUGAAAGCAAAGUAAUUUAAGGGUAGAUUUAAAUCCAAAACAUGAAAUCUGGAAGCAAGUAAACUCUAGUGAUAAACUUAGAAUCUAUAGCAAAAUAUUACCCAUUGUAAGAGACAGGCCAUGUGGUAAGCAGCAAACCACCAAUGGACAGUGCAAUAGACAGUAACUGAACUGACUAACAAAAGAGUUCAUUGGAUUGUGGACAUACCAACAGUGACUGACAAGAUUAUUGCUGUCUAGAGUUCUUGCCGGGGUUUUUUAAAUAUACAAAAUGUAUUUUGCCAUAGGAUCCAACUCCUAGGAGCCGAGGUCCCUUUGCUCCCCCAAUAAAAUAUUGGGGGGCCACUCCACCCCCCAGUUGAUGGACAUUACCAUUCAAAUGGUGUGUAUGUGCCAUGUCUUGUGAUUGAUGAUGCAGGGUGGGGCUAAGCUGGGACCCCACCCCCAAUUAUUUAUUCAAGUUGGCAACCCUGUAUUUUGCAAAAGCAUUGUUUACAGUAUAUUACAAAAGUUUAUUAAAAGUUGCCUUCUUCCAAAGAAUGGAACACAGGAGUAAGAUUGUUUUGUAUUAAUUGCUACAACACCUAUUGCAUCCUUCUUCAAUGUGGUGACCUCGUGUUUUGGAUUACAGUUCCCUUCAGUCCCAGCCAGCAAAGACUGACACAUUGGGAUACAAAGUGCUUUUACCCAAGAAUUCAUCUACUAAGGCUGCAAUCCCAACUCCACUUACCUGGGAGCAAAGCCACACUGAAUUCAGUACAUACAGUUAGGAUAGUGUUGAAAAUCACAUGCCCCAAAUAACCCAGUUUUACUUUGCCUGUUCAGGGACAGGCAGAAGGGACAGGGGUGCCCCCAUUUCAUCUUUCAGCAGCAUAAUUCUAGACACUCUUGUUUUUGCAUGCAAGUUCCACUGAACAAAAGGUGAGAAGCCUGAGGAUAAACAUGUGUAAGCUCAGGCUGCGCAUCUGUAGUCAAGUGAUAACUCGAUAAAUUUAAUACGGUGCUUAAGAGAUGUCCAGAAUGCUAAAGACUGAAACAAUAUAUUUUAUAGCUGAGUUACCAAUUUUAAAAGAUUGCAUCAGCUCAUACUUCUAAUAGCAUUUCAGGUUGGCAAGAGGGUGAUUGUGUUUCAUCAAGAUUUUAUUUCCAGCUGAUUCAGGCAGAAUUAGAUUUCAAAUAAAGUGUCAGAAGGCAAAAAGCCCAAGAGGCUAAAAAAAAAAAAAAGGUGAGAACUGGGAAUUUUGGGGAGGGGGGGACAGAUAUGGAACAAGCCGCAGAUGUAGCCUGAGAGCAGCACCUUCUGGAAGUGAUUUGGUAUUACAAUCUCAAGCCGCAAGUCAUUAGGGUAGCAGAAUGGGAGAAGGACAGAUCCGACCCGUGGAAGCUAUCCUGCACGGGUCCUAGUGAAAUGAAUCAGAGCCAUGCUGUUGAGCAGCUUGAAGAUAUUAAAACAGGGCUUGUGUGCAACAGAACAUCCAGGUGGAUUAUGCCUCAGCCUAAAGUGUGUGUGUGUAGUUUUUCUACUUUGGCCAUCAAAAUAUCCUUGGUUGGUUCUCUGUCAGGAACAAACUCCCCAUUGUAUCUAAUCAGGUUGUGAUUAGAUAUGAACUUGUGCAUGCGGUUGUUUAGGGCACUAUGGCUGAAAUCCUAUGCAGACUCACGUGGGUAGAAGUCCCAUUGAACGAUGUUUAAGACCAGGCUUGGCAUUUGUUGAGAUGUGCCAGAAAAACCAGCAGAUGUCUAAAAAGGUUGUUAAUACCUGUCAUUGGAUGGACUUCUGUUGGUGUAGGAAUGUGCAUUCAUUCCAUCAAGCAAAACCUUCUCCUUCACCCAGUGAAAAGUUCCAGGUACAGCUCAUUAUCUGGCAACAGAUAUCACGUCUUCCAUUAUGAGUGUUUUAUUAUCUGGAGCAGAGCUAAAAUAUUAAUGGCCUAUCAUCACUGGAUUGUGAGUGAAGGCCAAAUUAAUUCCACUUAAGAUUGGCUUGAUCUUGAUGUGCAAAUUCCUGACAUGUGAGGAAGGGUGGUGCUCUCGUGGCAACUAGACCAUAAACAGAUGUGCGCUUGGGAGCAUUGGAGAGGAGCAUGGGAAACGGACUGCUGCAACAUGUUGAGUAAUCCGAUGUUCAGACGGCUUUAAUACCAAAACAAGCUGGACUUGGAUCUUCCUUUCCUGUUUUUUAAAAUUCUUGUUCUAACAGUCUGUGCUGAUAUUAAUUGUAGAUAACUGGGGGGACUUGAAAGGGACAGUGGCAGAGCUUCUGUCUGGAAUUUAGCUUUUUUUUUUGGUAACUCAUAAGCACCCAGCAAUUUUUGCAAUAAGCAGUCUUCUACGGGAGGAAGGCUAUGGUCAGACUGGCCCUAUUUUGGCGCCUUGAAGUUUUGCAGGACCCCUGCAUUUGUUACAGUUACCCCCUCCACUCCUCUGACGAGCAACGAACAAGCCCACACCUUGGGAAUGAUCGAAACCGAUUCUGCAGCCCUCAGUGCAGGUUUGCUUGCCCAGUCUGAUGCCUUCCUGGUGCUGUGGACUGCAACUCCCAUCGUGGGACUCCCAUCAUGGUCCCAACCCUGCUGGCGAGGACUGAUGGGAGUCAUGGUUCAAAACAUCUGGAAGAUACCAGGUUGGGGAAGGCUGCUGUAUACAUUGCUCUGGAAUGCAUGCUUUGCUGCACACAGUACCCCACCCAAGAACUUGAGCCCCAAGUGGGAUGAGGAGAAUGCAAAGGACUGAAUGCAUCCUUGUGCUUCCACCUCUGGAUUGGCACUUAACCGUAACCAGUAAUCUGACUUUGCUGCCAUUGGUCUACCAGAGCAGUUUGUGUGCAGCAGCCCAGUGCUAGGUGCACAUAAUGCUGGACUGAUCCAUUUUAACUUGGAGCUGGUAUGCCUUUUGCUGUUCUUCCCAUGCCUCUGUUGGUACAUGCUUUCUUGUGCGCCACUGAUGGAGAGCCUUGGUGACUGGGAGCAGCUGCCGAGACCACAUAACACCGGUCUUGAAAGACCUACAUUGGCUCCCAGUAUGUUUCCGAGCAUGAUUCAAAGUGUUGGUGAUGAUCUUUAAAGCCCUAAACGGCCUCGGCACAGUAUACCUGAAGGAGCAUCUCCACCUCCAUCAUUCUGCCCGGACACUGAGGUCCAGCGCCGAGGGGCUUCUGGCGGUUCUCUCACUGCAAGAAGUACCAGGCAGAGGGCCUUCUUGGUAGUGGCACCUGUCCUGUGGAACGCCCUCCCAUCAGAUGUCAAAGAGAUAAACAACUAUCUGACGUUUAGAAGACAUCUGAAGGCAGCCCUGUUUAGGGAAGUUUUUAAUGUAUGUUUAAUAUUCUGUUGGGAGCUGCCCAGAGUGCUGGGGAAACCCAGCCAGAUGGGCAGGGUAUAAAUAAUAAUAAAUAAUAAUAAGUUGUUGUUGGUAUUAUUAUUAAUAAUAAUAAUAAAAGGCAGAGUUGAAGGAAUGGCCUGUGUGUGAGAGAGAGAGUUUAUCAGCUGUGCUGUACUUGCUUGCUUUGACUCCUGACUUACCUUCAGCUCUCUCCCCUCCAAAGCUCACUAGGGGAAUCCCCCUCAAAGUCUGCAGGCUCGCCCAACAUAAAAGAAGAGGCGAAAGAGUUAUUUAUGUCAAAUACCAAGUGUUUUCUGUUAGCAAAUACUGUUUUGUCUACCUCUUUAAGAAUUAUUAUUUCAAAUCGCUCUUCCAAGGUCAGGCAGCGUUUCAGCAGCUUCCUUACUCGGGGAAGGCUUGUUGUUUUCAUAAGAUGCUAAGAGACCAUAUGCAGGAUCCAGAGCUGCAGUAGCAGAACAGUUCAAGUUACUGAAGCCUUCAGCUUGGCAGGUCCUCUGCCUCUGGCCCCUGAGCGACGGCCUUGAAUCUCGCUUGCUUAUUGCAAACAAAUGCAAUGCGUACGUAAAUAUUCCUUAAUGUCAUUAUGGUGUUCCACGCAGGCUAGGAAAAAGAAAUAGAGAUGAGGCAAGUCCUUCUCAGCUUAUUUGUGACCAAUGAGCACCUUUGGUGGAAAAACCUGAAAAAUACUUACUAUGUAUAAUUUGCACAUCCAGAUUCUCGCCUAUUCCUAUAAUGCAUGAAGCAAUUUAAAAGUGGGGUGGGGGUUUCCAGCAGUUUCUUUAGAUCCCUGUAGAAAGAACUCUUGUCUGCUUGUGGGCUUCUCAGAGAUGUUUGGAGACAUCUGGACCAGAUGGACUUUUGGUUUGAUCGGCCAGGUUCUUUAUGUUGCUUUCAACGGUUGCUGGAAAUAGCGUAUAGUGGUAAGGAUAUCUGGGAGCUGCAAGUACUAACAGACACUAACUAAAAGGCACUGAAAUCCUGGGAGCAAGUCCUAUUGAACACAGUGGGAUUCACGUCUGAAUCAACAGGGAGAAGGUUUCACUCCGCAUUUAGCUAAAGUCAGAUCUGCUCCACUGAGAGCUAUGGAACUGAAGUGGUUUAUAAUUAAGGACCUAUCUGCACUAUACAUUUAAAGCAGUAUCAUGCCACUUCAAAUAGGCCUUCAGGUGCCCUCUACCAGAGUUAAGUAAGCACAGGACUUUUACUGCAUUUAUCUCUUUUUCUCCAGCAUCUUUUUCCAUUUGGCAUGGAGGAUACCCCCACCCCAAGACAUCCCCCUUCACAAAUCCCCCAUUUCCCCACCCUGCAUCUGAUUUGGAGUUUGACUGCCUAGUGAUUUUGUGCUAUGGUACUGAAAGUAAGGAAGAUAGGAAACAACAGGGCAUGCUGACAGGCCCACCUGGCUAUAAUCUUCUCAAACCUACCUCUUUCUCCUUGCACUGUACAGUACCCGACAGAACAGUGGGAAAGUGAGGCACAAGCGCCAGGCAUUGCAGGACAUGGCACGGCCGCUAAAGCAGUGGUUGUACAAGCACCGAGACAACCCAUACCCCACUAAGACCGAGAAGAUCUUGCUGGCUCUUGGCUCCCAGAUGACUUUGGUGCAGGUAAGAAUGAGCUAUGCCCCGUUACCUGUGUGACUCGCACCAUCUCUGAAGAUGGGCUGGCCUGGUUGCCCCACUUGUACUGAGCAUCUUCAAGCUAAACUAGGUGUGAUUGCAGCAGAUCUGUGUGUUUUUAAACCAAGGUGUGACAUAAUUGCAUGGGAGGCAUCUCCCUAUAUCCCACUGCCCAAACUACGUCCUCCUCAGCCAGGCUCAGAUUUUGGAAGGGAGCUCAGGUGGGAGAAACAUAUAUUGGGUGGAGGAUCAGGAAAGGUGAGUCACAGCAGCUUUCGGCUCCCUUUGCAGGAUGUCGGUUUGCCGGAACAAAGGGAUGUCUUGGGAAAGGAGCAGGCUCUCUCUUCCAGUGGUUUGCCUCUUCGUCCAGGCCCUUUUCUCCCAACCCAGCUCACUUCUCAUUUCAGAUAAGAGAGACUGCAAGAAGGCCAGUUAUAUGAAGGGAAAGGCUUGUUACCCAGAGACAGCCCUACCUUUAAGCAGAGUGAGAUGACCAACUUAGAUGGCAGCAAGGCCUUGGGAGGAGAAAUUGGUUUGUGUGUAUCACGUGGCCUCUCUUCCCUAGGCUAACCUGCUGCCUUCAGGUGCAAUGGAGGCUGCUCCCUCAUCUCCAACGUUGAAGGAAGAUGCAACAGAGAGGUUGUAGCUCAGUGGUGGAGCACCUGCAGAAGGUCCCAGGCUCAGUCCCCAACAUCUCCAGGUUGGGCUGGGAGAGACCCCUGCCUGAAAUCCUGGAGAGCUGCUGCCAGUCAGUGUUGACAUUACUAGACUAGAUGGGACAAUGUUUUUACUGUGUAUAAGACAGCUUCUUAUAUCACCCAUGUAAACCCACACAACUGCUCCAAUCUGCAGAACUGGCAUUCUUACAGAUUCCACGUAAAAACUGCUCUGCAUUUUUAAGAAAUCAAUGUUUCAGUCCUGCAGUACCCACACUUUGCGACUCCCUGCUUAUUGACGCCAGGCAGGCAGCUUCCUCCACUCUUUCCAGUGCCUGCUAAAAACAUUUUUGUUUUGGCAAGCCUAUCCAGACAUGUAAAAGGUUGGCAUAUGUUUUAAUCUGGGUUUUAGCCUAUCGUUUGACUGGUUUUUUAAUGUUUCGAAUAGUUAUUUUAAUCCAAAUUUUAUGGGUUUCUUCUUUGUAUAAACCACUUUGAGGUUUUAUUACAAUCAAGGUUCUGUACAUGAAAUGGGGAGCACCAACUUAUCCUUUGCUUCAGGCAGCAAAAUUUCUUGGGGGAGUCCUGACAGUGCCUGGUACCCCCACACCCCUUUUAAAGCCAAAGAUUGAGGGGUUCCUGGAGGACAAAGUUGCCUUCCGCAACUAGGUAAUGAUAGCACAAAGUUCAUGGCAGCCUUUCUGGAACACCCUUCGCAAAACACUGUCCAGCCUCCAUUCAUUUUAGGAGAACUUGGGUUAGAGAGCACUUAAGGGCCAAAGUUUUUUGAACCGUGCCUUCUUGACUUCUCAGAGAUUAUGUUCUUCAGAAAUAAAAUGGCAUGUUUGGUAAAAGAACACUUCCUUUGUUGUCUGCAGAUCUGUCUUGGUUGACAUGUAGUCCAAAAGCAAAAAAUAAUAAUAUUAAAAUAAUAAUAAUCCAGAUGCUCCUUCCACACUUUGCCCAGAAAUGCUCUCACAUCUGCAUGAAAACACAUCAUUCAAGGGAAAGGAAAGAAUGAAGUUGUGGUCCAGAGCAGAUUACUGCUUACAAAGAACUGAUCCUCCGAGACACACAGGCAGGGGCACUAUCACAAAUCACACCAGAGUGAUUGCAGAACAGCCCCACUGCAGUCAAACUGACUCAGAUUGACAGUGAUGUAUCUGUGAGAACUGGGUCAUGUUUUCACAUCUACUUGGAAAAAAUUGUUUCUUGUUCCCAAAAGCUGCACACUCCAGAUUAUCAAAUAGUACUGCAUAACUGGCUUUAAUCUAGCACCGCACAGUGCCAGAACAUUUCUGGAGGAGACCAAAAUAAAAUGUGUUUUCCUGAUUUGUAUUUCCUAGGCUUACAUUCCUGAAGCUUAGAUUGGCCUCCUCCUUUUCACAUCAAUCUGUCCAAUUCCUUAACACUUGCUGGGUUCCUUUUAUUCAGUCCUGCUGUCCUUGUGUUUGAGCCAUAGCUUUAUGUUAAGUUGUUCUGGCAAGCCUUCCCUUCAUCACAGUAUCUUUGUUUGUUCCAUGCAUACCACUUCAAGAAGUGUUUGCUAACAAGUAAAAGCUGGGCAGCCAACCAGUUAGUUUUUAGCUAAUUAACUGGUUACACCUGCGCAUAUUCGCAUAUAAAGAAAAAAUAUAGUUUUAAUAUUUAGAGACUGUGAGUGUGGUCUUCAGGGACAUUUCCACUUCUGCCUUGCGCAGGACAAAGUUACUCAGAUAAUAGGGUGGCUGCUUAGACAUGGAUAAAUGCCACAACAAAAAAUUGCAAGAGGAUGCAGAUUGUGUAACAUCUGUAUAUGGUAAUUUAUAUGGGUCGUGUGCAAAUAAAUAAAUCUACUACUGCAAGGACCUUCGGCUGUGCAAAGGAAAUUCCUCUCCUUGUGCCUGGUGACACCGAAAUUGGUUACAGGGUUUCCCCCAGUCCUCUGAGGCACAUUUGGGGAGGGCAUCUGGAAAGGGAGAAGUUAGGAUGUGCAAGCAGAAAGCCUUGGGCUAGCGGAUCUAUUUAGAUACUGCCCUGCGCAUAGAUCCAAACUUAGAAGUGAUUACUGUAAAUUAAAUAGAUAUGCAAUACAUCUUCCCAUAGUGGAGAAUCAUAGAAAUGUAGAAUUGGAAGGAACCCCAGGGGUCAUCUAAUCCAAACCCCUGCAAUGCAGGAAUCACAGCUAAAUUGCAUGUGUUUCUUUCAUGUAAUACAUGCAUGCAGAAAAUGAGAUUCCCAGUGCGUACUACUGUUGUUCCCGAUACAACAUUGUGACCAGGUGACCUGUGUGCCUACUCAGUCUGCCAUCCAGGUGUUAACCAUUGAUGGUCAAUUUCAAGGCCUUUUCUGCUCUCCCUUCUAGUGUCACUUUAUCAUUAAAGCAGACCUGGACUGCACAGGCCUUCAAAGCGAGCAAGGCCUUCAAACAGCGAACAUUAUCUGACAACCCUUCAAAUGGAGGACUUGUCAUCCAUCAGCUAGGAUGCAAGGCUACCCUUUCUUUACAAUGUAGCUUGUCUUGUUAUUGCAUUAUGGUGGCUUUUAAAAACUGCUUAACUGGGGAAAUGUUUCUAGUCAAAUCAAGAUGUGUUGAAUCAAUUAAAUGUAGUAAGCCUACUUAAAAGAUGCACUCUCCUCUCACCCUGCCUGUGGCCUCGCCUCUCUUCUUCUGUGCUGAGUACUUUUGGCUGUUUCCUCUGUCCGUAUCGUCCCUGCAUCCCCAAGGUUUUUAUUUUUUGUCUUCUGCUUUCUUAACUCUUGCUUCAGUUCCAUCUACAUUAACACACAUACAUACAAAACCAAUUCUCAUGCACCAAGGAAAAUCCUACAGAAAGUUAAAAUAGUGUUUCACACUUCCCUGAGUAGAGGAAGUUUUACAGUUAGGGAGGUGUGUGUGUGUGUGUGUUUAUGAGGAAUCAUAGAGUCAUACAAUUGGGAGGAUCAUCUACCAUGGCCUUUCUCAACCUGUGGGUCCCCAGAUGAUGUUGAACUACAACUCCCAUGACCCCUAGCUAGCAAGGCCAGAGCUCAGGGAUGAUGGGAGUUGUAGUCCAACAACAUCUGGAGACCCAUAGGUUGAGAACCGCUGAUCUAGCACAACCCUCUGUAAUGCAGCUGUCCCGUGUGGGGAUCGAUCCUGCAAUCUUGACAUUAUCUGCACCACACUCCAACCAACUGAGCUAUCCAGGCCCCCGAGGAAGUGCUGUACUAGAGACCUAUGUUUGCAUGGCAUGUUUGCAGUAUCAAUUUCUUUUAACUGUACAAGCCCGGAAAGGGAGACUAGGCAAGCACGCAGACAAGUGCUUAGCUGUAAAAAUGCCAUCAGUUCUCCCAAAACCAACCGUGUGCCUUUUGGAAGACCCCCUGGUUCCUUUUUCACCAGCCAAAUGUAAAAAAAAUUUGGCUCCUGUUGGCUCUCAAAUUGUUUCGCUUAGCCCCAGCCAAGUAGAUGGAAGGAGUCCUGUGGCCACUAGCCACCAACUGCAUGACUUGGUCCACUUAGUGGGGUGUGGAAACCUGGCCAGUGGGCAAAGGGAGAGGUGGGGGGUGGUGAUGUGUCCUAUUUUAUAUAGGACAGUCCUCUGCUGUGCAGCCCAAGUCUGGUUUAAAGAUGAAGUACUAUAAGAAGCUCCUGCCAACCUAGCAGUUUGAAAGCACAUCAAAGUCCCGCUCCAGUGGGAAGGUAAAUGGCAUUUCCAUGCGCUGCUCUGGUUUGCCAGAAGCGGCUUAGUCAUUCUGGCCACAUGACCAGCUGUACACCGGCUCCCUCGGCCAAUAAAGCGAGAUGAGCGCCGCAACCCCAGAGUCGUCCGCGACUGGACCUAAUGAUCAGGGGUCCCUUUACCUUUACUAUAAGAAGAGAGCAAGAGGGCCCUUGAAGUUGCCAAUCAGUAGUUAGCACCACCUGGGCUGAGCAGUCACCUGGUCAGUUUUCUCAACUGUAGGGAGGUGCACUGUAUUUCUAUUUAAAUUAUAGGAAUUUGCACCAACUCAAUUGGCAUAUGCACAGAGAGGUCAUCAAUUUUGGUGAUGCUCUCAUUUAUUUAUUUUUUGGCAAUGUGUUAAGUGGACACUUUAGGUGCAGACCACAUGGCAGAGGACAAAACAAAAGGCAAAGGCAUUCUGCAGCUUCCUAAUUUGUCUUCAGUGCUACAAACCUGGCUGAGAGUAGGAAAUUUUUUUUCAAGAGGGGCAAAUGGCCUGUACAGAAGAGUUUGGUGGGUCCCGGGGUAGAUGGCCAAUAGCACACAGGCUGAUGGGAUGCCCGAUAUAUGUUGUCUAUUCCUGUGGAAGCUGAUUCUUUGGUGGAAAGGAAAUUUGUAAGGGCCCCAGGCCUCUAGAGAAGACUUGGGAAAAGAACCACUCAGCCUAAACGUAGUAGGCUGAAUGCUGAUUAUAUUCAUGCAACCCUAGCAAAGCCAAUGGAGCAGUAUGUAGUACAAGUUAUUAGCCGCCAGCCCUCCCGUUUUGCUUUAGAGUUCGAAACUUUAUACUCCUGAAACUAGCAGAACUGGAACAGGAAGCCAGAUCCGUCUAAAAGCCACAGCCUAUAUUUAUCUCGCCAAUUAGCCUCCAAUUUGGAGGCUAGCAAUUUGUCCUGCUAAUUUGCAAUGAAUAUGUCAUGUUUUCAUUUGCCCUAUUCCCGUAGGGGUGGAUUUAUUUUAUUUUAAAUUUGGGUUUAGCCAUUCCUAUGAAUUUAAGGGGGGGGGGAAUGAAGGAACAUUCUUUCCAGAAGGGGAAAUAUGAAUGGCUUUAUUGUUGAAUAUGAAGUUAUUUGCCACAGUAUGACUAAUGGACUGGUUCUGGCUUGCUAAGGAUCAUGCAAUAUUCAGGUUUUCACAUUCAUAUAUAGGAUGCAACUUACUCUGAAAGGGGGAGUAUUUUAAGUUACAGUCCCCUUCUUGAUUAUUAACAAUGUGUAGUAUGGGAUGAUAAUUAUAAUUCAACCAAAGAAGAUAAAGAUAGGCACAUUAUUUUGCUGUUUUGGAAAAUGGGGCUGCCACUUUUAAAUGAAACCAAGCCCAGGAAACACAUUUGCUGAAUGGAAACACUUUAUAGGAGUAAGUAGCAGGAACUAAGGAGUUGUAAGUAAUUUUUUUUUUACAAUUUUUAAUUAGUUUUUACAAUUUACAUUUAUAUUCAAAUAGUAUUCAUAAUAAUCAUACGCAUAAAAGAUUCCCUGAAUCCUUGAACUUCCCUCUACCCCUCCAUGGGUUCCAUUUACAUUCCCUUUUUCUUUUACUACAUCUUACAAGUUCUCCAUUUUCUUGAAAUUCCCUAUUUUCCCACAGUUCUUGUUACAAGUGUUGUUACAAUCCUGCCAAAGUUUUUAGUUGUUUACAGUGUUCUCCAAGAUAAAUUAUUUUUUUUAAAAAAAUUCCCAUUACUUAGUAAAGUUUCUAUCUUCUUGAUUUCUGAUCUUCCUGGUCAGGAGUUGUAGGUAAUUUCUAUUCCCUUCGUUUAGUCACGUCUCCCUAACCUGAAAAGCACGACACACAUUUUUGUGCGCACACCCACUUACUUACUUAUAUCCUGCCAUUCUUCCAUGAUGAAACUCAAGUUGGUAUUACAUUGGAUUCUUGGGUGGAGAUCUUCCAUACAGGCACUAAUCGAACCUGAGGCUGCUCAGCUUCAGCAAAGUGGCUGCAUCACAUGCCUUUAGGCUGGGGGUAGCCAAUAUGGCGCCAGACUACAGCUUCCACCAACUUUGACCAUUAGCCAUUCUGGCUGCCGCUGAUGGGCAUUUUAGUCCAACAAACAUCUGGAGGGCACCAUGUUCGCUACCCCUGCAUCUUGGGCAUAUGCCUUGCUGUUUAAGAAACCGUGUGUGAAAAUGGCUACUGAGUGUUUGCUUCCCAGGCCCGGAAAGCCCCAUUCUGGGAGUGAGGGCUGCAUGCCCAAUUAUUUGUGUGAGAAGAGAGCAGGCAGCUGAAUCCAUCCCUUUCUUCCCCCUUUCCCAAAUAGAUGAUUGGUGCUACAGCCAGCAAUCUGACUGUGCUGCUGUGGGUCUGGAACUAUAUACAACAACCCACUGCUGAUUUUGCAUGAUGCUGGGUUAUGGCCAACUAAUAUGAGACAUAUUAGUCUGUCACAUUAUAUAGUAGGGAUAUAUUUCAUGCUUCAGCUGUCCUUGUUGGCCAGGGGGCUGUUGUUAUUUUCUUUGGGGGAUUGUCAAAACUUGGCUGUUUACUAACAGUUGCUACUCUUCAGGAUAUAGUUCCCUCCUUGGGGGCUCUGGAACCCAUAGAGAAGUUUGAUCCCCCAACCUAAAAUGAUUGGGGAUUCUUGUUUUUAACAGCUAUCUUAUUUUAUUUGUGAGAUUUUUCAUUCUCCUGGAAUGCUUCAAAGAGGAGCUGUUCAUAUUCGCAUGAAUAAUGCUUGCGGUUGACAUGGAAAUGUUGAGAGUGCGGUGUUUGCUGCUGGCCUUUUCAACCAAAUAGUAGCACACGCACAUAAAUCACACUCGUUUUUAUUGCUUGUUGUAAAGAGCUCUGUGGAUAAUACCCUACUUUCUAUUGUUGCACGUGGCAGUCUGAUAAGGCCAAGGUAUGCUUCCGUGCUGCUCUUUGGCAAGCGAAUGCAUUGCCUUUGACAACUGCUGCAGACAUUAAAAGUCUCCCACUGGGAUGCUGAGCAUAUGAAUGGUCUUAGACAGAGUCAGAAAGCUGGUCAGUCUGCCUAGUGUCAGACGGUGCUUGUGACUUCCAGAUUACAGGGUCUUGUGCUAGCCUCACAAUCCUCUCUGUCAGAUGUAUGAAUUGCAUACCCUAUGACAUUCCUCAUAUGAAAAUAGGAGCAUUUCUCACUUGCCCCCCAUCCCUCCCCCACGCAGAGCAUUUCCUAUCAGAAGAAGGGCGAUUUCCACCACUACUACACCAUCAUCAUCAUUUUUUAUUUGUAUGCCGCAUUUUCACAGCUAAAAAAACAAUGCUCAAGGCAGCUUACAGCAUAACAAGAUUUACAUAAUUACAAAAGUCAUAAACAAUAAAUAAACCAUAUAAAAAAUGGGAAACAAUUUCCAUAUAAAUCAAAAUCUAAAACUAAGAAUACAGCAUUAAUAUCACAGUUUAAAAUGACAUAGGUAAAAAAUAGCAGCAAUUUAAACAAAAACAAAACAAUGAGGCACAUCCUCCAUCAUACUGAGAAAACCCCCUAAUUCCAGUUUUAUUCUAUUCUUUGGUGGAUGUGCAAAAAGAAAAACACACGCCAAUAAACACAUCUUAGAAAGGGGCAAGAUCAGAAUGGAUGCACAAAGUAUUCUUAUUUUUAUAUCGAGACUCUUUGCGCUCCGCUCCUCCUUGCUUGCUCUCCAGCAGCCGCUACAAGUUGCCCAGGGCCAAGGAGAGGUAACGGGAUGCUCCUUCCCCAUCGCUCAGGACAAGCGCUGGCUCAUCCUCCUUUUUGAGCUUGGCGGCGGCAGCAGCACUGGCAGGCGAAAUAGGGACAUUCCAGGAUCAGAUCAGAAGCUGGGGUGACUUUCGUAAUCCUAGGACUGACCCUGGGAAAUUAGGAUGCUUGGAGGGUAUGGCAUUGAUCAGUAACCACUGCCAGCGGAAGGUCACGACUGCAUGGCUGGGCUGCAGAAAUGGGAAGUGUUGAACUCAGAACCCCUGAAAUUGCAGCUGUGCUUCAUGUUUGUAUCGUCACAGGAAGUGCAACCUGUUGCAUCCUCCUUGCGGAAAGAGGGACAAGGCAGUAUUUUGUUCUUCCUUGUUCCUCUGAAGCAACAGAAGUGCAAGAUGAUAUAGACGUGGCCUUGGGAUGAAGGCUUAUGCAUAUAUUUAAGCUGCUUACCUCAAAACCAUAAAGGUGGCUUCUAAUAAAGUUAGAUUAAGUACUAAAUAUUUUCAGUGUUCAUACUUCUUUCAUUUUGGCUUUUGAUGAAAUAAAAAUGCGAACAGUCUACUUGUUUCUCUUUCACGUGUCACAAAACACACGCCAGUGAGAAAACUCUUCAGUUCUCUCUUGAAGGAGGGAGAAAACUAAUGCAUUUUGUCUUUUAUUUAGGUGUCAAACUGGUUUGCCAAUGCAAGACGCCGCCUUAAAAAUACUGUCCGGCAACCAGACCUCAGCUGGGCUUUGCGAAUCAAGCUGUACAACAAGUAUGUUCAAGGAAAUGCUGAAAGACUUAGUGUAAGCAGCGAUGAUUCAUGUUCAGAAGGUUUGUUUUCAAUAUAUAUUUUUGUAGAUGUCCAAGCAAAGCCAGUAAAAUUGAAAGUGGCCGACAAUUCUCAAGGAGUUGGUGCUCUUGCAAGCUGCAACACAUAUGCAUGCUAAAAUUUAAGAAGCAUCCAUUCUGGCUUUGAGGAAGAUGAAAUCCUGGAAGCCAUAGGGCUUAGGUGAUCCCUACUCUCUGUACUUUUUAUUUCAUUUUACAAUGUUUUUAUGACUGGCUAUCCAGGCAGCUGAUGGCUUUAGGACUUCUGUGGAAGCACCUGCUAGGCAUCAGAGCCUUGGUCCAUUUUGUCUCCAUUUUGGUCAGAUGCUGGCAGUUCAAGGAAUUCUUUUGCCAUCUGCCUACACUUCCUCAGAAUGAAUACUGUAUUAGGUAGCCACUGUGUUUUCUCUUUUGCAAGAUGGAAACUAUCCCUUGUCAGAUUGGGCUGCAAUUCCUAGGGCUAUCUUUGCUGCCACAGUCAAAACAAAAUAAAAAAAUUCCUUCCAGUAGCACCUUAGAAACCAACUAAGUUUGUUAUUGGUAUGAGCUUUCGUUUGCAUGCACACUUCUUCAGAUACACUGAAACAGAAGUCACCAGACCCUUCUAUAUAGUGAGAGGGUGGGGAGGGGUAUUACUCAGAAGGGUGGUGGGAAUGGGUGAUUGGCUGAUAGGUGUGGUAAACCUGUUGACGACUGUUAAUGACUGCAAUUGGUCUUACAGGAAAAAGCAAGGUGUGAGAUGGCUAAAAAUAGCCUUAUCAUAUAUAAUGAGAUGUAUAAUGCUGCCACAGACACCCCAAAAAGUCAGGUCCAUCUAGGCUCUUGUGCUACAUUACUCCCUAAAAUAAUGGUGGUGAUCACUCUGACAGAACGUCAGCAACACUCCUGCAUGUCAUCGAUAGAUGCCCAUCAACAAUUUGAUUUCAGCAAUUCUCGAAUGGUGCACCACACCAUUUGACCAGAUUUAAUUUCACGACCUGUUCAGCAAAUAAAACAUAUGCUGAUCAUAAAUCACUCCAUGUAAUUCGUACUGAAGAUCAAAAGAAUGCUCAAGAAAUACCUUACCCCUUCUUCUAGUUUGAAGAAAUAAUCUGAAACUGGUUUUAGAUGAGGCAGGGGAAGUGACUGGUGGCAUUUAAUGUAUUUUCAAAAUGGCCCUUCUUAUAAUCUAGUCUGAUCUCACUUAUCCUCUAAAGGAUGAAUUAUGAAUAAAAAUAUUUUUAAAAAAAGAUACAUAGGUAAUGGUGUUCUCUGAUGGGUCUUCUCUCUUCAGAUGGCGAAAACCCUCCCAGAAGCCAUAUGAAUGAAGGGGGAUACAACACACCCGUUCAUCACACCGUGAUUAAGACUGAAAGCUCAGUAAUUAAAUCUGGAGUUAGACCAGAAGGAAGUGCCAAUGAGGAUUAUGUAUCGCCCCCCAAAUACAAAAACAGCUUGUUGAACCGCUACCUGAAUGACUCGUUGAGGCACGUCAUGGCCACAAAUGCAGCCAUGAUGGAAAAAACAAGGCAAAGGAAUCAUUCGGGUUCGUUUAGCUCCAAUGAAUUUGAAGAGGAACUGGUGUCUCCGUCAUCCUCCGAGACUGAAGGCAACUUUGUCUAUCGGACAGGUAGGGUAUAAUUUCCAAAGCUCUCGUGUUUUGUUCAUUCAUUCAACCUGGAAACAAAUGUUAUGGCUCCUGGUGGUGCUAAUUGGUCUUCUCAGAGUGUUUAUAAAUCAUAGCACUUUUAAUUAUGGCAAGUACCAUGAAAAUGCAGCCAUCUCAUCAGCAACCUAGUGAGGUAGGUCAUUGUGGUUUUUCCUGGGGUUUUUUGCAGAUGGAUGUUUUCAGAUGAGAGUGAAUGACCUGGUUAGCCUCCCAAGUGUUGCUAUGAUAAACUGAAUGUGAAAACCAGUCAUAAGUUCCAACAUGAGGACACAGCUCGUUGAUCUACUUCGGCUCAGUUAAAAUACAGUGGCUUUAUGGGUGACCAAGACUCAUCCAGAACCUGUCUUGGAUAGCCAUGAUCAGUACUAGAUUAUGAAAUACAGUCUUCUUAAUUUGUGUAUCCAAGCAUGUGUAUAUACACUUGCUGUACUGUUUUUUCCUUCAAGAAAGGCACAAAAGAGUUUGUGUAACCGAAAGUAGGUGCUGGUGGAAAAUAUCUGAGUUUAGGCCACCAGUACUGAAAUGGGUACCGCAGAUCUUGAAAUAUUCCUGCACACCUAUCUUCAGAUAAGUCCAUAUACAGAUUCGCAGCAAUUACCAGUUAGGAACUUAGCUGGGGUAUUAAUCAUUCCAGCCAUGGAAGAUAGAAGUGCCUCAUUCUUGAAGACCUGUGGGGAAUGGGUUGGUAAACUAUAGAUAACUGAAACUUUCUAAAACUGGAUCAGUUCAGGGCAUCCUUUGUUUGAUCUUAUCACAUAUAUGGUAUGCUUGGAUUAAUACAGUCAUAACGUGGUUCUCAAACGGAAUCCAUUCCAGAAUUUCGUUCGACUUCUGAAAAUGUUUUAAAACCAAGGCACAGCUUCCGAUUGGCUGCAGGAGCUUCCUGCACUCAGUCGGAAGCCAGGUUUGUGGCGUUCAGGAGCCAAAACGUUUGAGUCGCAAGGUGUUCGACAAUCAAGGUACGACUGUAUAGUCAUCAUCCCUGACCACUGGCCAUGAUGGUUGGAGCCAACGUCCAACAACAUUUGGAGAGCAACAUGUUGGGGAAGGCUGUUCAAGGCUUUUUGUGGGGAUUCUGAAGAUUGCUUGGCUGGAUUUCAGACAUGCACGUUCUGUUUGGUUUAAUCCUCAAGAUUUCCAGAACUUCAGCAGGUCUUCCACUUGAAGACUAAAUGAUCACACCUUGAGUUGAGGAGGUUGGCUGGGUGCAGUAUAACAUAGUGCUCUAAAACAUUUUGCGUAGAGUAGGAGCUGUGGUUGCAUAGUUAGUGUUUUCCAAGUGAAAUCUCUUGGUUUUUCGAAAGCUAUUUUUCAACAUUCCAAGUGCAUUUGGUCUACAUUAUGUGAUAAUCGCCUGCCAAAUUUUAGUUUUAAAAUGAGUGUUGUUCAAAUGAGCACACGGUAACUUAAGACAAGUAAACUUCUGGUUUUCUAUACUUACACAACUGGAAUUUUAAAAACGGGCAUAAUCUUGAGUAAUCAAAUUGUUACUGGACUCUGUCUCUUGCCUGCCAGCAUUUUAGCUUUGAGUGGGGAAAAAAGGCUCUUUUAAUAGGCUGCGGCAGCUGUACGAUAACCGCUGCAGCAUUAACGGGCUGAGCAUUUGGAAAAACAAGCUACAAAUUGUUACACGAUCGCUCUAAUCUCCCUGUUUUUAUGUGUGCAGAACCUCUCCUAUUUAGCAUGCAGUCACACUUACCUUUCACUGCAACACUUUUUUUAUUCAAAGCGCAAAGCAACAAAGAGGUAGAUUCAUAGCAUGUUCAUAGCUGCAAACAAUUCUAGUGGGUUCCCCCCCACCCCGCACAUACUAAAACUGAAAGAACAAAAUUUAUUUUAUACAUGGCGUGGUGUUGUAUUGAGCCCUUGCAUCUACUUCUAAAAUAUAUUAUAUUCCAGAAUUUAUUUUACUACUAUCUUUUAUAAACAUCUUGGCCAUCUUGGAUCAGUCUGUUCCGUAAAUGCCAUGAAGAUAACUUGCAUCUUUCUUUUUUCUCUCUCUCUUUUUAAAUCCUCAACAAUGUAUUAUCAUUUUCUGAGGUCUUCCGAAACGUCUGCAUAUAAAAACCCUAGUGGAACUUAACAGCGUGUGGCUAUUUUGACCUCUUUCCAUACAUACAGUUUGGAUGACAGAACCAAAAACAUUUUCCAGAGGGGGAGCCAUAUAAGCCUGUUGCAGCAAAAAAAGGUCUUGUGGCACCUUUUUAAAGCCUGACACAUUUAUUAUGGCAUAAGCUUGAGUGGCCUGAAGCCCACUUCAUCAGAUGUAUGAAAUGCAAUCCUAAACUGGCAGGCAUUUAACGGGAUGGGCGGGGGAGUGAGGUCAGAAGGAAAUGAAAUGCAAAAAGAACAGUGGCAAUUAUGUAAAAAGCAAAAUAGUUAGCGGCCAUUAACAAAGCCUAUUUUCCAGAGGGCAUUUGGAGGAGGAGAGACCUAAUUGCCACUUUGUGGCUCCUUGUUGUAAGUUCUAAAUGGAUUGUGUGUGUUUUUCUGGAUUUUGUUGUCUCUUUGUUUCUUUUGCAAAUCUCUCCUGUGGCCUGUGCAAAAUGGUUCAAUAGAAACCAUAGAAAGAAAGAAGGAAAGAAAGAAAGAAAGAAAGAAAGAAAGAAAGAAAGAAAGAGGUGUUGGCGAUAACGUAAACUGUCUGGUAUUCCAAGUCAGUUUCUGCCACGUUAAUUACAUCCUGCAGUGUUAGUUUGGAAUGUUGGUUCGUGCAAGCUAUCUUAAAUCACAAUUAUUAGCAUCCAUACCAAGUAUAUAUAUAUAUUUGUUAUACUUUGCUGUUACACGAGACUCCCCACUGUUCUCCGGCCAUUCAUCUUAACCCAAGUAUAAUUGUUGCAAUGAGACUGUAUUGUUCGGAGUGAUUGCCACUGGGGCCAGCCAAUCAACGUUCUGCACAGCCAGCUUCUGAACUCAGUUCUCUUAAGAGGGUUAUGCCAUCUCCAUCUGACAACUCACCAAACAGUGUGAAUAUAGAGUUGUAGCACGCUCUCUACUCAUCCUAAUGUCUGUGUGCAAAUCAAAGUGGCAAAAUUCUGUGCAUCAGCACUGCUUGCUAAGAACCAGACGAUUAAAGCUUCUGAACCAACCACACUACCACCCAACAUCUCAAUUUAGUGUAGUUGUCAGCAUGUAAUGUGGCACCCCAGGGCUAUGCUGCCCAUGAGGCAGAGCAAACCAGCCGCCGCUGGCAGUGGAAUCCUAUGGGGCAGUGCCCCUGCGGGCAUCCCACCUGCCCCUGCUGCCACUGCAGUCGCAUGACAUCUCACUGGAAGCUGCCACUGGAGCCACGCAACCCCAGUGAGCACGGCUUCAUUGGGCAAGGAGUGGGGCUGGGCGGCCAGCACUGUUUUGCUUCUUUGCUAUGCUGCUUUCCCAAAUACAGUGGUACCUCGGGUUACAGAUGCUUCAGGUUACAGACGCUUCAGGUUACAGACUCCACUAACUCAGAAAUAGUACCUCGGGUUAACAACUUUACCCCAGAAUGAGAACAGAAAUCACACGGCGGCAGUGGUAGGCCCCAUUAGCUAAAGUGGUACCUCAGGUUAAGAACAGUUUCAGGUUAAGAACGGACCUCCAGAACGAAUUAAGUUAUUAACCCGAGGUACCACUGUAGACUUUUGCUGGCCUGUACGCGAUAAAAAUUGUGUUUGAUUGCAAUUUAGCGGAGGAUCUGUGAUUAUAUCAACCAAGAUGGAUUGUUCGCUUGACAGCUGGUUGGUACAUGUAAAAGAUAUACUCAGAAGUUUCAAGUAGUGUUGAGUGGGAAGAUUGUGGCUUUUGCCUCACUGGAAUGUAUGAGUUGCGUUACCCAGAUUGUGGUAACUAUGGAAAAUGCAUUGUAUUUGGGUUUGAUUGGUGUUGGAUCUCAGGGCCAGCACUUGGUGUUGAUACCAGAGCUUAUUCCUGGAACAUAGCAAGUAAGAAUAGCUGUGAAUGCCUCUGUGAAAGCACAGAGUGCAUUGCCACCGAGUAGCUACAGCACGUCUGAGCUGAAUUGAGCUCUAGGGCCUGAUGGUAUACAUUGCCUCUUUAAAGCACAUUAUUUCCUUCAAAGAAUUUUGGGCACUGUAGUUUGUUAAGGAUUGCUGUGAAUUAUUAAUUCUGUCAUGAGUGUACAUUAUAGUGCCCAGAAUUCUUUGAGGAAAAUAAUGCGCUUCAAAGAUGUAGUGUAUACACAGGCUUCGUCUUAACAGAAAUUGAACUCUUAAGAACUUCAGUCCAGAGCUUAUUUGAAAGCAGCAGCUCCAGAUCGUAUUGAGAAAUUAAGAGCAGUGGACAACAGAACAAAGGAGAACUGAAAAGAUGGGGCUGUCGUUGAUUUUAUUUGCAUUUGUGUUGGUCGGGAAGGCAGAGCAAUUAAAAAUGAAGCAAUUUAGAUGGGGAGAUCUUGAAAAGGCUGUUUUUGAAGACUAUUGCUUAUUUUAGGUGUUUACAUUGAGGGGAAUUUGUGGGUUUUGGAUCUCUCCUCACUUUCUUAUUGACUUCCCUUUUUGCCCCUCUAUUUAUGGCGCUUGACCUUUAAUAUGUUCUGUAGCAAUAGAUGCAGCACCACAAUUCCCAGUGGUUCUUCUGAAAAGUCAGAGUGCUCUACAUCUUAACUGAAAGACUGUUCAGAAGAGGCCAGAUUCAUAGGUAUACUGUCUUGUCUGCCUUGCCAAAUUUUGUUGUUUCCAGUUAACUUUUACAAAACAUAACAUGUAUUUUAUUUUAUUUUGGUUUUUAAAAGGGCAAUAAGUGCUGCUCUUUUUUCCAGGACCAUUCAGGGGCUUGCAAAAAACAACAACCCCAAAACCCUCAAGCCACUCCUGAACAUCUGAACUGCAUUUUGGUGAAAUGUGCUGUAGAUUUCUCUAAAGGAAAGCGGCAUUGUCGUCAAAUGCCCGCCCCUACAAAGUGCAAAACCAGACUCAUGCAGCAGGAAAAUGAGAAUAUCAAAUAAAGCAUGAAUUCACAUUACUGAUAUGUAAAGGACGUGUAAUAUUUAUGGGAUAUUUGUAAAAAAAAGAAGUUGGCUAAAAGGCGUUUUAAAGCAUUCUUGUUUUUUAAACGCUUAGCUUUAAUUGCCACUGUAAGAUGACUAUCACAGGUCCUGAAAACAGGUUGUAUUUUGAUGCUACUUAAUGAUACUGAUGGUGGCUUCUAGGGCAAGUGACAACCAAGUAGUUUCUAUUGAUUUUUUUUUUUUUAAUGCAUCUAUAGAGUCAGCUAAACCAUUUAUGACGUCAGUCAGAUUUAUCCAUUUUGGAAUGGAUAGGAAUCUACUAUCUUUGGUAAUAUAACCUGCUCCUUGGCAAUAUAAAAGAUGAUACAUGCAUGUGCGACUCCUCCCUUUAUAAAAAGUAUUCUGACCAUGCAUCCAUGGUAGUGCUGAAAUGCACUUAUCUUAUUUGCAUUUCUCUCUUGCCCUGUCGCUGAUGCCUGGGUUCGGACGUAACAGAUAACAUUGGCUUCGUGCUACGUGAAUACAUGCUCCUCUCUCCUUUUCCUUCCAUGCCUGGGGGGUGGGAUGAGAAGCUUCUGCUUCUGGUUUUAAACUAACCACAGUUCCCUGUGAUGCUGGAGCUUGGAAUUGUGGAUUGUUUAAACAAUUAUUACAGAAUCAAACUGAGGUGUCUUUUUUUUUUUUUGGUGAAAGUUAUCAUUUAAAGUAAAGGGUUUCAACAUCACAGGGAAGUGUGGUUGGUUUGAAACAAGAAGCAGAUGCUUUUAAUCUCUUCCUCCUGGUGUGUGGAUGGGGGAAAGCAGCAGCCAGAGGCUUGCAGCUGCUUAUUAGUCAUCUUAUUUAUUUUAUUUUUAUCUUGCACUUAUAAUCCUGCCUUUCUUCCACCGUGCAAUCCAAGGAGAUGUACAUGUGGCUGUUAGGCAGCCUGCCACCCAGGCACUGGACCCAAUGGGGACCUCUUCUGCCUUCAGACAACGUUCUAGGAUCAUUUUCAGAUCCAUCCUAAAUUAUGCUCUGAAGAGUUCACAAGAAAUAAUAAACAUAUAGGUUCAAUGGACACAAUGAUAUAUCUAUGCUGCAAUACUUCAUAAUAUAGUGUAUAUAUCUACAUUAACAUAAUAACGAACACUACAAUUUUUUCCCAAGUGUUGUUAGACUUCAACAACUACAGCCUCAGCCAGCAAAGAAUUGUAUUCUGCAACAUCUGGAAGGCUAGAUUAUCCCCAUCCCUGUUUUAGCAGGAAACCAUGGUUUCCUGUUACCCCAGAACUGGGAUUAAGUCUCAAGGUGAGCAGCUACCACAUUAUAUUGUUUUCAUAUUAUUCAUUUCCUUUUCUGUUUCUUCUCCAAAUCUUUUGGAUCAAAAAGGUAGCACUUAAAAUAAUUGUCCGGGUUUCUCUAAGACCAAGUCGGCAUUGUCACCUGGAGUUAAGCUAGAACAGGUUGUACAAUUUUACCCCAUCAUGCCUGCUCCUUGAUCUAGUGAUACAUUAUUUCUUCCUGCUUAACGUAAGACCCACUGGAAGAUAAUUUUGCUAGUUUUUAGCUGCUGAAUUGCUUCUCACAACCCCACAUACAUGCUCAGAAUUGGCAAUGGUAAGUAUUUUUUCAGAAAAGCCCCCUCAAUUUUUAUAAUCCUGUGAUGUUAAACUUUUGCAGCCUAUCACUGAACACACACACCACUGUCUUCCUUACUCACCCCAGGGACAGAAAAUAUCAGAGGAUCUCAUCUCCCAAAUUUCAGGAUGCUCUUGAGCAUAGGGAAAUAGAUAGCUAUGGCGCCUCCAGUCCAACCGCUGUUGGUUGUGCUUUGGUGAAACAGAACAGGUGAGACACAGCAGAGAUCCAUGAUCUCUGGGCUGCAUCAAUAGGAGUAUAGCAUCUAGAUCAAGGGAAGUAAUAGUGCCACUGUAUUCUGCUCUGGUCAGACCUCACCUAGAGUACUGUGUCCAGUUCUGGGCACCACAGUUCAAGAAGGACACUGACAAACUGGAACGUGUCCAGAGGAGGACAACCAAAAUGGUCAAAGGCCUGGAAACGAUGCCUUAUGAGGAACGGCUAAGGGAGCUGGGCAUGUUUAGCCUGGAGAAGAGGAGGUUAAGGGGUGAUAUGAUAGCCAUGUUCAAAUAUAUAAUAGGAUGUCACAUAGAGGAGGGAGAAAGGUUGUUUUCUGCUGCUCCAGAGAAGCGGACAUGGAGCAAUGGAUCCAAACUACAAGAAAGAAGAUUCCACCUAAACAUUAGGAAGAACUUCCUGACAGUAAGAGCUGUUCGACAGUGGAAUUUGCUGCCAAGGAAUGUGGUGGAGUCUCCUUCUUUGGAGGUCUUUAAGCAGAGGCUUGACAACCAUAUGUCAGGAGUGCUCUGAUGGUGUUUCCUGCUUGGCAGGGGGUUGGACUCGAUGGCCCUUGUGGUCUCUUCCAACUCUAUGAUUCUAUUCUAUGACUUUGAGGGGACCCUCUACAGCAAAGCAGCACUGUGGGAGGUUUUAUAUAUAUAAUUUUUAUUUGUUUUUGCACACGUAUUCCAAACAUAACAUCCCAUCUUAUACAAUAUAACAAACCUUUGGCUAUCACAGCCUAGGACUUCCGUCAACCUCGACUAAUGGUUUUCUAACUUUCUUUCUGAUUUUACAUUUUAUUUUAAUAGUUAUUGCUAUAAAAUCCAAACACUAAAUAAACUCCUUCUUAGUCCUUUUUUGCAAUAAUUCAUAUAGUUCUCCUUACAAAACUUCUUGCAACCCUACAAGCGAUGUCACCUGAUUACAAUUGUCUUUCAAAUAUAUCAUAAAUUUCUUCCAAUCUUUCAGGAAAGUCUGGUCUUGCUGGUUCCGAAUUUUCCCGGUUAAUUUUGCCAACUCGGCAUAGUCCAUCAGUUUCACCUGCCAGUCUUCUUUUGUUGGUAGUUCUUCUUGCUUCCAUCGUUGGGCUAAUAGUAUUCUUGCUGCAGUUGGCGCACUGUGGGAGGUUUUGUACAGGAUGAUGAUGCAGCAAGAAGUGGUAAGCAAAAGGAGGGACCCCAAAGCCAUUUUUCCUCCCCCUGAUGGCAACACCUUGUCAAAAUUCCAGGUUCAUUUGUCUGCAGAAGUGCCUUCCUUUUAGUUGAGCACACUUCUGGCCAGUGGCGUAGCAUGGGGGGUCCAGGGGGGGCCGGCCGCACCGGGCGCAACAUCGGGGGGGGUGCACUCGCACUCGUAGCUCUCUGCCCCUACCUGGCUCACGGGUUAGGGGGCGCAAAUUACUUGCCUUGCCCCGGGUGGUGACAACCCACGCUACGCCACUGCUUCUGGCAUCAACAUUUGGCUAAGGAUAGAUAGCCUAGAUGACUGUAAUGGAGAAGUGAAGCUACAGGGCGGGGAAGGGAUUGACAUUCCUUGCUGUGUGACUGGGGUGAGUCCACAAAUCUGUCUCCAUCUCCUUCUGGUUGGCCCAACACACUUGCUCCAAUGGGGCUUAGUCAUGACUUCACUCUUCCUGUACUGGGGCCAAGAAGCUUUCUAAUCUCCAUCCAGUUAAGGUGUGUAAGGAUCUGGGCGAUAUUAAAAAAGAAGACUUCUUUUCUGGCUAUCCUGGCCUCCGUGAAACUCUUCCAGCACCUGGUCCCCAUUUAGGAUUGUGGCCAACCAAAUUUUGUAAGAAAGCCACCAUUUUAAAGAUAGCAUAUUUAAAGAGUGUGAAACCUGGAAAAGAAAACGAGACCCCGAAGAAACAAUAAAUUGCUGAUUUAAUUUUAAAUCUUCUUUAAGGCCAGGUGGGUUAAAAUAGUUAAUUCAUGUCCCACUGGAUAUAUAUGGGUCGCAUAUCGUAUUUCUUACUGACAUUACACUCACACUCACCUAGCUUGCAAAAUUUUGAAAAGUUUCCUCUUAGCUUAGUGGGGGGGGGGAGCUUUGGUGCAAUCCACUUCAGUUUUGUUACAAGCAGAUGCCACUAAUUUCAUAGUCCCAUGGGGAGGACAAUUUAAAAGCCCAGUGGGCAGCUACUUGGCUACCUCCCUAUGAAAGUAAAUUGGAACUGAGUGACUCAGGGGGCAGUAUAUGCAACCUGCUUGCUCAGUGGAAGUGGCUGCCUCUUGCAGACCUUGCUAUGAGUUGAAGCUGCAGUUUAUUCCAACAAUUUGCAUACCACUUAAUCACAGUUGUCAUUAAGUGGUGACCCAAUAAGGCUAAAAAUGAGUUUAAACUGUAAAAUCAGAGUUCAAUCAAAACACCUGCUGGAAUAAAAUAAUAAGUUCCGUUGUGAGGGGCCCAGUUUGACCUCAACUGAAAGGAAGCACCAUAAAAUCGGGCCCACAUUAACAAACGAAUUGCUCCUGGUAGAUACUCUGCAUCCAAGUCAUGGAGCAGCGCUCCCCUGAAGACGGUAGUGAUAGAGCAGGAAUAUAAGGGAUAGGGCUCAAGGUAUCCGGGACCCAAGUUGUUAAAGGCUUUGUAAAUGAAGAAGAAAGGCUUGAACUUGGCCUGGUAAUGUAUGGGCAGCCAAUGCCUGGUUAUGAGCACUGGAGUAAUUAUGUACAGCAUUAUUCACCCUGGCUGUGCAUGGAUGUGUAGGAAAAUGUAUGUGUGCAAAGAAAGCGCCAUGAUUCUAAUUGAAGAGAAAAUACAGAAGAUGGAGAAAGCCACAUUCUGUGGAAUCUUUGCACGUGAGGUGUGAAGGGGAGAUGCGCAAGCCGCCAUUGGCUGGGCCUCCCAAGUAAAAAAAGGUAAACGGACCCUUGACCAUUAGGUCCAGUUGUGGCCGACUCUGGGGUUGCGGCGCUCAUGUCGCUUUUUUGGCCGAGGGAGCCAGCGUACAGCUUCCAGGUCAUGUGGCCAGCAUGACUAAGCCGCUUCUGGCGAACCAGAGCAGUGCACGGAAACACCGUUUACCUUCCCGCCGGAGCGGUACCUAUUUAUCUACUUGCACUUUGACGUGCUUUCGAACUGCUAGGUUGGCAGGAGCAGAGACCGAGCAACGGGAGCUCAUCCCGUCGUGGGGAUUUGAACCGCCGACCUUCUGAUCAGCAAGUCCUAGGCUCUGUGGUUUAACCCACAGUGCCACCUGCGUCCCUAUGGGCCUCCCAAGUAUAUGCUCCCAAAGUAUAUGGCUAUUGAGUGCAUGGGGAAUCCGCUUCAUUUUGCAUUGUAUUUACUGUGGUGAAUACUGUUUUGUUUUGGCUUCUGUGUAAAGUGUCUAGCAGCAGCAUGAUGGGCAAAUGACAUGCGAUGCUAAGUGCACCACUAGAAACCACAUCGGUUUUGAGAAAUGUUGAAUAGCUUCUGCGCCUCCCAGAUUUUCAUUGGAACUGACUGCAGCGUGUGGUCCUCUCCCUGUCUGCUGAAGUUCCCCCCAAAAUGGAGGCCCCUACACCUGCAGUGAAAGUUUUUAAAAAUACUGAUGUAGUUGACAUGUUCAGGGUCAUGCACAGUUUGACCCUAAGUAUAUGCAGGAAGGGGUCAUGUCUUCACUUUGAAGAACUGCCCUUGAAAUUGCACACAUUAAAUCCUUUCUGAAAGACUAUUUGGUUUCUAAUAUUGCAUGCCCAAAGCUUAAAUGUUGAAAACGAUUAAGCUAUUUUUCAAUUAGUGCUUUGUGUUGAUCAUCUACCUUCUGCUGUGCUUGGUUUGAGCGUUCCAGUUCCUCCUUGUGACCUCUGGACAGGGGUGUGUGUGUGUGUGUGUGUGUGUGUGUGUACAUUUUAGUACACUAAAGCCUGUGCAUAUGGCUAAAAUAUAAUUUUCAGGAGCAGAGCUCUCUCUUUUAACAGGGUUUUUUUUCUUGCAGGAGAAUGUUGUCACCCGACCAUUCGCCACCCACCCUGUGUGAGCACAUGUUUGAAGUAAAGCUUUAGUGCUCAGUUGAAUGGAAGUGACACGCAUACAUACUUAUGAGGAAGCAAGAGUAUGAUUAACGGAAAGCCCAAAAUGUUAAUUCUACAGUAGCGUGGAGGGGGAGUUAGAUUUGGGGAGACUGUAGUUCUUGGCAGUAAUAUGAAGGGAAAGGAGAGCCCGUAAAGACUUCAUUUCUUUCUGGAAAAAUGUCUGACUUGAAACCUUAUACCUGGGAGGUAUUUUUGUAGGUUCCAGUCUAUUGCUACUGCUUGAUGUAAAUAAGACAAUGGCGACUAACAAUUUGUUAAAUUCUACCUGUGCCUCUGUCUGAUCAGCCCAUGCCCCUUGUGUAAAAUUAGGCUAUCAUGGUGCUGUUCGUACCACUGCGUUUAAAGGUUGUAUCAGUAUUUCCACAAAACCCUUUUUUAAAAUAUACAUAGCCAAGCUUUUAUAAUCCAGCUGUAAAAAUUCAGUCUGGGUUGAAACUUGGCAAAGCACCGGACUUAUUCUCCCAUCUGUGCUGAAUGGAUUUAAGCAGGUACCUCUCAAUGAUAUCUGUCUGUGCAUUAAUGCACUUGCAAAUCUCUUGCUCUUUGAAGGGGGAAAUAAAACUGGAGGCAAUUUGCAGAGAGUAGACAUACCUGAAAAAGAAAUAAUAGCUUCCCCGGCAGACCUGGUAUAAAAUGGGGGGUUUUAAAAGCUUUUUACUUUCUAAAAGUGCAGCGUUUUUCAGCCAGUUACAUUUCUCCUUAUUCUGGUUUUAGUCGGAUUGUAGCUGUUGUCUACGUGGGCCAUUUCCCAUUUCAUCGCAGCCCCUCACCUUUAGUUGUGAUUUCUGCUACCAAAUUAUCAGAUUACCAGAUUUGCUCUUUAAAAAUACUAGACAGUGCCUGUGUGUCCCCUCCUUUCUAAUAAAGCUCUCACCUGUGUUCCAGUGUCCUACCUGGAUAUGAUGCCAGGGAUUGGACAUAAGACUUUCUUCGUGCAAAUAGUGGCUCUUCCCACUGUUCAACCAAACAGUGGUCGCACAUUGAUGCAGGGUUUGUACUCCUGGAACAGGAGCACCCAGUCUCUCCUGGGAAGAGUAAGAGGGCAUUGGGAUUGAGUCCAGAUACCUCACCUCUUCCCCAGUGGCAACAAGGGCCAGUACUGAUCAGCUGCUGGAAGUGCGGCUACAUGACUGUUGGCUUUGUCCCUUCACAGGCAGAGAAGCUGUUUGGGCUUCCAGGCUACUGGUGGUAUCAUUUGUUAAAAUAAAUUGAAUCGGAAUUUGGAAAUAAACAGCAUUUUGUUUUGCAAACGUUUUGGUAUCUCUGGACUUCUGCAGUUUCUUUCUAAUAACCAUUGUGUCACAUUCCAUUUUAAAUGAUUGUGACUGAUGGUUAAAGUGAAUUACAAGAGGGCUUCCCCUAAGAGUACCUUUUCCAAGUGGAUUUUGAAAAAGGUCAAAAAUGUUCUUAAAAGCUAAUACUCUUCACUCCUAAUAACAGUUUCCUAACUUACCUGUCUGAGUUAGGUUCUUUGUGACUUCAUAGACUGUUUCAUGCAAUGCCAGAGUUGAUGAACCAGUAUAUCCUCAUGUUUGAGCAAAUCCUGUGUCCCUUUAUAGAUCUGAGGUUUUGUGUUUUACCUACCAUGAUUUUAAGAACUGAUUUACGCAUUCUGCUGAAACUGGCCAUUUGGCCAUAAUUGCAAGAGCAGAGAGACUCCAUGAUGGAAGCGCUUGACUGAGCGAAACCAAAAUUUCUUUAGCAUGUAUCAGUGGAUCUUCUGAGGAGCGCUUAGGGUAGGAUCUGCAUUCCAGUGAAGCAAAAAGAAAAUAAAAUCUCACUGAUUUUAACACACCAUAAAGCUGUGGGUCUUUUUAUCCCAGCCACCUUCAGUUUUAUGUUCUAAUUGGCAAUACUUCACCAGUUCUGUGAAACCUUUCAACAGAUUUGUCUUGAAAGGAGAUGAGUAAAACAGAAUUACCACCACCAACCCCUUGUGCUCCAAAAGGUUAUGUUCAGACUCCCAAACAAGUGUGCAUAAUAUUGCAGGUUUUGGGUGGAAGGAGUCCAACGCAUAUUCUUGCAGUCAUGGAAGAAUUCUUGAUCCAGCGUAGGUGUCAGCUAACAAAAGCGGGAAGCUGUUUUAUUCCUUCUACAACUCCCCCCCCCCCCCAAUUCUACCUUCCACUUUGUUUCGGAGGGUCCCCCAGCUCUAUAGGACUUAUUUUUGGGAUGGCAGAAAUAGCAAAAAUCACUUUCCCUCCUCAUCUGUUAAUGGACACCUCCACUGGGGUCAACAGUCCUUCCAUAAGUGCAAGCACACCAGCUGGGUUCCAGUGAGGUCUGAGAAUGUGGAUAAGGUGCUAAUAAUAAUAAUAAUAAUAAUAAUAAUAAUAAUAGUAAUUUAUUUAUACCCUGCCCAUCUGGCUGAGUUUCCCCAGCCACUCUGGGUGGCUCCCAAUCAAGUGUUAAAAACAACACAGCAUUAAAUAUUAAAAACUUCCCUAAACAGGGCUGCCUACAGAUGUCUUUUAAAAAUAAGAUAGCUGCUUAUUUCCUUGGCAUCUGAUGGGAGGACGUUCCACAGGGUGGGUGCCACUACCAAGAAGGCCCUCUGUCUGGUUCCCUGUAACCUCACUUCUCGCAAUGAGGGAACCGCCAGAAGGCCCUUGGCGCUGGAUCUAAGUGUCUGGGUUGAAUGAUGGGGGUGGAGAUGCUCCUUCAGGUAUACAGGACUUCAGGGCUUUAAAGGUCAGCACCAACACUUUGAAUUGAGCUCGGAAACAUACUGGCAGUGGUUUCAGCACAGUAUGUUCUGUUGCUUCUUGACCACCAUGGGUGGUGUAGCUAGCCUGGUGUAGCCAGAUGGUUCAGGGAGUGGUUGACAUGUAUCUGCAUGAGGUGUUGGUGCCUGAUGGUUUGUAGCAGGCGGUAAUGUCCCUGGUCACAAAUACCCAUUUUUUGAUAAAGUGUUUAAAAGGGUAUCCGUGGUACAUCUGCAAACAGUUGAAGGAAUUUGAUGAUACUGAUGGUGUAGGCCUGGGCUUGGAGCAGAAUCUGUCUUGGUUGCCCAGGUGGAUUACCUUUUUCAGGAGAAAGGAUGAGUUUGAUCCUAUUGGUCUCACUUGAUCUCUCAGUCAUUUUACUGUUGACCACACUACCAUCUCGGACCAGCUCUGUGAGAUGGUGGCACCUGCUUACAAAGUUGGGUUCAGAGGAUAGCACUGGGGGGUUAUGCAUCUGCCCUCAGGCAGUUGGGUGCCACAGACAGAGUGCUAUUUUGUCUCCAGUGCUCUUCAAUGCCACUAGGAGAUUUGAUGCAUGUUAUCAUCAGUAUUCUGAUGACACUGAACGGUAUUUCUUACAUCUGAAGCUGGAGAUCUGUGAUUGUACUUAAUCAGCACCUGGGUGCAUUGUUGGGCUGCAGGAGGGCGAACAGACAAAGACAGAAUCCUGGUAAGACAAAGACUCUGUGGCUGAGCAGCUCCCAGCUCUGGUUAAUUUGGAUUGGUGUCACACAGUUACAUAGUUUGGGUGGGGGGCUGCUCCUAGAUGCAUCUGUGUCACUGGCAAGCCAGGUAACCUCUUUGACUUAGGUUGAUAUGCCAAGUAGACUCUUUCCUGAACAGGGAAAACUUAGCCACCAUGAUUCAUCCAUUGGUAAACUCAUGAUUAGACUACUGUAAUGUACUCUGUGUUGGGCUCCCCUUGAAAGUGGUGUGGAAGCUGGUGGUGGUGCAGAAUGCUAUUUCUAGGUUGUGGAGCGGAAGUGCAGCAGCUGCCACUGGGCCAUGUUAAAGGUUUUGUGACUUGCAUUUAAUGCCCUGAACAACUUGGAACCAGAUUAACUAACCUUGUAAGAUCACUUAGAUCAUCAGGAGAGAAAAUUAGUUGUGGCACCUGACACUACAGAAUGUCACAGCCUGGUGAUCUCUUCAUGGGUAUUUUCUGAUAUUGCCCUCACUAUGGAACACCAUAUGAAGCAUCAUCCACCAGUUGCUUCAGACAUCUUAUGUCUUUUUGUUCAGGUUUUUCAUGACCUGUAAGAUUGGACACCGUUGUUGCUUCUUCUCUCUUUAUUGUCUCUGUAUUUACCUACUUACUUACUUACUUAAUUAAAUGCAUAUCUCAUCCUUCCUUCCAAAGGCAUCCAUAAAGGUAUUUUGCUUGUGGGAUUUUUUUGGGGGGGGGUUGUUUUUGGAUUGUUUUCAUUUUGUAAAUGCUAAGAGAUUUUAAAUACUGUAUUAAGCAUUUUGGAAAUGCUUUUAAAUAAAUAUACAAACUCCUUGCAUAGAUGUACUUUUUGAGGUCUUUUCAUAUAAACUUAUAUCCCACUUUUCUUUAUAAAUACAUAAAGCUGUUGACUGUGAAUACAAGAAGAUGCAGAUUAUAAUAAUGAAACACAAUAAACAGAACAUAAUGACAACUGACAUCAAUCCACAAUAGAGAACCUCAUUUCCAGCAGUGAUAAAAUUAAUAGCAGUAUUUUGAAAACAGAGUUGGCCUGAGUCAGAGCAGCCCAAAGAAAUCUAACAACCUCGCCAAAAGCUUUCCCCCAAAAAAUAGGUGGUAAAAAGAACCAUUUGAUGUCAUUUAUUUGUGAUGAUAAUUUUUGCAGCAGUCAAUUAAUCUGUUAUUAAAAGGUAGCACAGGUUUUACGAAUAGUUACUCAGCUUUUACAGUUAUUCUCCAAAUAAUGAAGAAACAGGACAAACCCUCCUUAUAACUAGGAAGCUAGCUGACUGGUAACCAUUUUGGAUAUCCACAUUAUAUAUUCAACUUUCUAGGGGGAAGUGCCAAAUGCCUGCAAUAAAAUUUUUUUUAACGCUUUCCCUCUAAAUUCAAUACAAUGAUUGUUUUUAGUCCUUAAUUGAAGAGGCUCUCAUAUUUCCCAGCAAAGUGUAAAAGAAUUCUUUCUUUCAAAUCUUUCAUUGUAAUGGUAAUAUUUUUAGGAGCAGGACUUUUGAUCCUUAGUAGUCUUCAUUGUUUAGAUAUGGAUGAAGACAUUCACUAACCAUUUCUAAUUUAAAUAGCAAUGCUCCCCCCCCCCCCGCCAAUUGAUCUUCUCACUGAGAAUUACCUGACAGCCAAAGGUUUCCAGGAAGGAAUACAGUUUAGAUGCUGCUGUUUUGGUGGAAUACAUUAUUUCACUCACUGUAAGACACUGGCAUCUGGGCCAACUGGUAGGUUAUAAGAAGAGUGAGACUGGUACUUCAUCAUUUGUCUCUGGAGAAGCAAAUUGUCUUUUUUGUGGUGACCAUAGGUCACAUCCGCACCAUACAUUUAAAGCACAUGGCUUCUCCCAAGGAAUCUUGGGAGCUGUAGUUUGUUAAGGUCCUGGGAAUUGUAGCUCUAUGAGGGAGAAAACUACAGUUCCCAAGAUUCUUUGGGGAAAGCAGUGCGCUUUAAAUUUAUGGUGUGGAGGUGACCUAUAUUGCACUAGCAGUAGUAUUCUAUAUUCUGUACAUUCCCUUUGCUCCUGUGACCCCACAUUAAAAUCUGUGCUCAGAUGCUGCUAUGUUUAGAGGACUCUGUGUAUGUGGUUAAGGGGAAUUGAUAAUAAUUUGGUGGUUCAGAUGUUCUCUGUGUGCUUUUUAACACCACUAUUCUCUUCAUUUUGAAUGAUAGAUAACCUUGUCUCUUUCUGAUUGUCCAGUGAUCUAGGUUCUGUUGUAGCAGAUUGCAGUAAUAUUUUGGGUCCAUAUCAGGAGGUGCCAGGCAAUAUAGAAAAUGCGAUGGUCUCUAUAGUAUAAAGGGCUGUGCUCCAGUAUUAAGUGGAAAGGUAUGAUAACUUCAUAUCACAUAACUAGAUGUUAUGUGCUGUAACUCAUAGAUUUAUACAACUGGAAGGCUUGGAGUUUGUAGUGUGGAAAAUUCAUUUGUGUAAAUUAUGUGCAAAAUUAGACAUUCUAUAAAAAUGUGAGCUUUAUCCAAGUCUUGGUGUGAACAUCCUUGCUUGCUUAGACAUAACGGGAGGGUUUUUAAUCUGUCUUGCUUCUACAAAUUCAAAAGAGCACAGUCUGUUCUGUGAUCUUGUUGUGCUACAAUAUGCACAUGUCAAACCUUUUAGGAAUAGUUCCAUUUUUCUUUCAGUGACAUCACUUCAGUGUAAAAAUAUGAACUGCAGGUUUUUACGGAAACCAAGAAAAAAGAAAACACCAUAUCAGAGUCCCCCGAUACACAAAAUGUCAUAAAUCUUAGAAUUGUAGAGUUGGAAGGAAACCCGAGGAUCAUAUAGUCCGAUCCUAUGCCCAUGCAGUUAUAGACAGAAGCACAAGAAUUCAAUUUGUGAAAAUAUGUAUUUGUUACUUAUAACAACAUCAGUAAUGAUAAUAACAGUAUGAUUGGCAUCACUGACAUUAAUCCCAUGCUUCUGAAAUAUGUCUGGAGUGCAAAUGUAUACUGCUUUUAUGUUUUAUUUCAGAAUCGUAGAUACACAUUUUCUGUUUUGCCUUUGUUUUUAGUUUAACUCAUUUAAAAAAUAUUUCCCCUUGAAUAAAUACAAAUAACCCUAUACAUUUCUGACAAUUUAUUUACCUUCUUUGAGCCCAAGUAAUGCAAACUUGCACAGCAAAUUCCAUACAUGUGUUAUCUUUCUCCCUUUUGAACCUAAUUUUCUGUCACUCCAACAGUUUCUUUUUUAAACAGCUGUAUCAAAAACAGAGGCAAGAGAUUGUAUGCAGGGAGAAAGAGUAAUUUUUUUCUAAGUCCUUUGGCAUUAUGAACAUAGAUGUCUUUACUGUGAGAAGUAAUGAAAGACAAGAGAGUUCUAUAUUUACUUCUCUCUUCGGCAUUAAAAAAACCCCCUCCUAUCUGCCAUUCCUGCCUUCAUCACAGACCUCAUUCCUUUCUCUUCUCCAUUAGCGUUCUCUGUUCCCUUCACCCUAUAGUUUUGCCAGCAGCAUGGCCCAAAGAUCGUUUGGCCCAUAUUUUUGUCUGGCUCUAGCUAAACAGUAAUCUGACAUUAGAGUACUUUUCUCUGGGUUUUCCUUCUCCCCCCAGGGAACAAUACUUCAAGGGCAACCUGCUUGUCCAGCAUAUGAACAUGUGGAAAAAUCCACUGCUGUGCAGUAAUGAUUUUCAGAUGGCCCAUUGUUGCUGAAAAUCUUCUCGAGAGCAGCCGCUUCUCCUGCUGUAGCACCUCAGCACCUUGCCAAAGUGGGGCUCUGGAGAAAGCCCCAUAUUUUCGUUUUGCUCGGUGGUGAAAUGUGCUACGUUGCACAUACCUGACGGAGAAUCAUUUGAUUCCAGCAAAACGGAGUAAAUUUUCCGGCGAGGGGCUUGCGUUUAGCGGAGCGUAAUGUGUAUCUCUGCCCCACCUUCUCAUUCCAGCCUCGCUGCUAAAAUUCUGGAAAAAGUCUGGUUGUGCCAAAUAUCCACAACGGCAAUGGCAAAAGCAUCCGAAAUAUUGUUCCACAAAUGAAUGAUUUUCACAUAUUUUUGCUUUAAAGCAUUCAGAGAGAGGGAGGGCCGGAGAGAGAGAGGGUAUCCUUUCUGUGGAGAGAGCAGCAGAUUUCAAAAUCCAGCUACUUUCUUUUCACUGUUCUACUUUGUGAGAAAAGCGCGUUCCUUUAAAAAGAACUUUCACUGCUUAAUCUUUAAUUAAAGGCAACAUUUUCUUUUAAUUUUAAAAGGCUUGCCUUGGACUAAAAUAACAUGGAACAUUUUUAAAACUCGGAUCCAAGCUGCUGUAGAUACAUUUUCUUUAAACCACGGAGACUGCAGUGAGAUUCCUCGCUCUGCCAAACAGACUACAAAUUGUUACUGUGGGCAAUAGGGACUGACUUUCUGAAUGCCAGUCAACCGGACAAGAAAGCUUGUUUUUCUAGAGUUGUUCCUCCCCUUGGAUCCUGUUCUUGAAUGACUUAAACCCUGUAUAUAACAAAGUGUUGUCGUCUCCAUAAGAUAAUUAUGUAGAUAUUCUCUCCUCUGUGUUCCUUUCAUGUUUCCUUGUCUGAGGUACUGAAUAGCAAUCGAUAUGCAAAAUACGGAAGCAAAAUGGAGUUAAAUAAAAAGCAAGAGGAAGAAAAUAGAGGAAAGAGAUAAACAAUUCCGAGUAGACCCUAGACAGAUUUCACUUGCUUAAGCAAUCUUGAUUUAAGCUGAGAGGGAGUGAAAUAUGUAGUAGUAAUUCUUAAAUGUUUGCCCUAUUAAGUUUCCAGUGUUGCAUUUGUUCAGUGUGUGGGGUUUAUCCUCCCUCACUUUAUGUCUGAACCACAGUGGCCUCUCUAAGGUUAAGCAGAUAAUUUUUUUUCUGUUCUAAAUAUUUUAGUGGAGAUUUCAUCCUUGUUGUAAAAAGAAUUCCCCAGCUCAGUUGUCAUCUUAGAUUUUAUUUGGAAAUAUAAAGAAAAGUGGAAGUCUGAGUGUUUAUGGUCAAAGUCUGGCUGGGAGUAACGUCUUCUUCAUGGUAUUUUUAAAUUUUAUUUUAUUUUUGAAAUUUAAGGAUCAAGUGUGCAAAAGAAUUUUUUUACUAAUUACUUCCAAAAGCGAAUGGAGUUUUGUGCUAGACUGCAUAUUACUUCUGAUAAAAUGCUGAAGGAAUAUUUUACUCUGUCUAUUUCUGUCUAGCCCAUGUUGCUUGUGUGUUUGCUGUCCUGUUUCCAUCUAUUUCCACAUGAACCUACAAAAACUUUUAAAAAACCUGCACAAGAAAUGCAUUUAAAUAUGUAUUUUUAAACGUAUUUUCUUUCAUCAUCCACAUUUCUAAGCAUGCCCCCCUCCUCAAAACAUGAAUUUUUAAAUUUCGUCUUGGUACAGUUUUUGUGCUAAGAAGUAUGUCCAAACAUUUGGGAAAUAUAAUAUCUCUAAAUGACUUCAGAUCUACAGAUUAGUCUGAGAGGUAUGGAUCAGGGCAACACAUCUAUGAAUUCACAAAGAUCAAAUCCCUCAAGCACCCUUAAUUUUACAUUUCCUGUGCUUUUAAUUUCUUGUUUGUUAUUGUCAGUACAAAAAUUCCUGUGACACCCAUAGGCCAGAAAUUAAGAAUUCCUGCCACAAACCUAGUUUACAGUUUGGAUGCCCUGCAAUACCUUGUCUGGGGCUGUACAUGUUUAGGGGGUGUUGUUGUUAUAUUCCCAAACUGGGCAGCUGAAUUUGCAUAUUUUGCAAAACAUUUGCUGAUUGUGCAAAACUCUUGUUUUGCUUGAAUAAUUUUGUAUGUUAUUGAAAAAUCUGAAAAUGCAAUUUGUCUGCAAGUCAGUCCAGUUAGUUGCAUACGAUUGAACACCAGAUUUGGGCUGGAAGGACGUUGGAGCUAUACUGACCCUUUGCUGCAACUUGUGCAAGUAUGGGAGACGUUUAGCUGGAAAAACCAAAGCAGUCUUUGCUUAGAAUUUGGGGUGAUUUUAUAUCUGUGGGGGCUCUUCCUGUGCUCUCUUCAUUGAAAUGGGUGGGGCUUGUGCUAGACUCUGUAAAGGAGGCCCAGGGGAGAGACUGAGAGGGGAAAUUUUCAGCACUUACUUAUCUCUGUGAUGCUUAUAUAUUGAAAGUAUUGGUCUCCGUCUCUUGUAAAGUGAAAGAAUGAAUGACCACAACUGGAGGUCAGUAGCUCCAGGCAUGCUAAGCAGUUGGUGAGCAGCCUAUGGGUGUGGAUAUUCAGGGACAGGUGAGAAUGGUAAAGGUGUUGGCAGAGUGAGUGUUCAAUGAUGGUUUCUUGCAUAUGCAAAAAGGUUUGGACUGACCCUCCAUAUGAAACCUCAGCAUGCCACGUGCCUGUAGUUAUACUUAUUUUAAUUAGUUCCUAUAUUAUUUAAAUCUGUUUAAACAAGGACAGCGCUGGCUCCCGGCCUAUAGAGUGAGAUGAGCGCACAACCCUAGAGUCUGGCAAGACUGGCCCAUACGGGCAGGGGUACCUUUACCUUUACCUUUAAACAAGGUAGCCAAUCAAUAGGUGUAUUUAUAGUAUAUAAACCUCUUUCUCCAUUAAUUCCAUUUUAAAUUUAAGCCAUUCCUCAGGGACUGCUUUAGAGAACAGAAUGUUGAAAAUUGGUGUUUAUUUGUUUAAUAAAUUCCUAGCCUGUGUUGCCACUGUGAAAGUGAUAUCGAGUCAGCUUACAAACAGUACAGUAAAUACUAAUUUAGCUGCUAGCAGAGGGGUCCACCAGUGUUUCUUGAGUUACACUGGGAUACAAUCGACUUUAGGGGCCUCUCCUGAAUUAAACUGUUGGAUAAGUUCCACUACUUUGUUAGCUGAAACUGGUGCCCAGGUUGACAAUGGAGAAAGUUCUCUCAUUAGAAAGAUCCAUUGGGAUUAGACUUCUGAUUCUGGAGUCAUCUAGAGGACAUCCUUUGCUCUUCGUGGAAGUGACAAAGGUGUGGAACAUCUUCCAUUUGAUGAAAAGUCUUGAGGUGUUUGAUAGUUUUAGAAAAAGGCAAGGUGGGGAGGAUGGGAGAAGAAUGCAUGUUUUAAAAGUUGUGAAUAUUGUGGAGAAAUGAUCCUGAUACAGCAAAGUGCCUACAUUCUUAAGCAAGAGUGCAUACGCUCAAGAUCACUUAACACCAAUGGAUUAACAGUUACAAGAUCCAAUAUUCGCCCUUGGUUUAGAAAUUUAAAACACAUUUGGGGACCAUAGGGAUCUUAGUAUUACACACAGAGAAAGAGAAAUAGAGAGCACACAAGAUUGACAUCAACCCACCCUUUCCUUAAAUGUGCAAAUUGUGAUUUGUGAGACUCUUCAGGUUCAUUGUGCUUGGUGACUCCAGUAGCAGUCAGACUGCCGCCAUGCUGACCCUGCACCGCCAUUUCCAGCUUCUUGUGUGUAUUGAUUGCCAAUCCUGAGGUCUCCAGGGCUAUUAGGCAAAACUUGCUUUACCUUCCUAGAAGUAUAUGCCAUUUGUGAACCAAUGUAUACAAAUUAACACUGGCCGGCUUCCAAUUAUGAGGCAGCUGGCAACUGCCUGUGCCAGUGUGCUUCAAAACAACAUUUGCCUAGUGUGAGGAGAAACCUUAGUUUAGAUUAUAUCAUCCAAUAGUGCAAGAAAUAUGUGCUAUUUUUUUCUCACUGUAUAAAUAUCUGCCAGCAGAGUAAAUAAGUUUCUGCUUAAAAUACAUAGAUUUUGUAAUUAGAGCACAGCAAGGUGCAUUUGCUUGGGUUUUGAUCAUUAACAUAGGCUUCAGUCUGGGCUCCAUUCUCGGGAGAUAGCUGAGUAAUUUAUAGUUACAUGAGGGUUGUUAUGAUACAGAGAGUUUCCUUCUGAAAGGAGUGAAAGCCAUCACUCUUGUGAUAUUCUGUUCUGUUUGCUUUGCAGUUUUUUGGGCGGGAGCCCAUGAAAGCCAGUGGGAGACACACUAUUGAUAUUUGCUAGGCUGAAGCCCAAAUCCUCCAGCCACCAUCUUUCACCAAUGUACUACGAUGCCCCUAAACAAAGAAUUAUUCUUCGUGAGUCUCGCACGUAGUGUAAACCCCAUGGAGGUCAGGGAGGCCAAUCUCUUUGUUCAGUAAAAAUAUUUAUGCUCAGAUCCCAAAAACGUUAUGAAUCAUUUUUGGUGUUUUAAGGUCAGGAUGUGGAGUAAAUUAUUCCAAAAGUUAUAGUAGCCAAAUAUUAUUCCCUCCAAAGGUUUGUGUAAUAUCUGUUUAUCUGUGGUCAGAUGACUGCCAUGUAUAAUUAGAGGCAGACUUUGUUAAGUUACAGCUACGUCAACACAGCUGAAUAUAAGUUGAAGUUGUUGGUGUACUUCUUUUUUUAUUAGCUACCAGAGGACCAAAAGUUUUCAAGAAGCUUCAUUUAAAUGGAUCCAGACCAACAGACUAACAAGCCCCAGGGCUUCUAGGUCCUCUGUGGAGGCCCAAGCAAUUAGCAAUGGGUGACUCUUCCAAGCUCACCUCAGAUUAACUUGGAAAUGAUGUGAGAUCUUUCCUCAAAAUGUUGAAGAUCUCAGAUCAUUUCCCCAAGCCAAGGCACACAAAAAUGGCCCAGCUCUCAGAUUCCUAUAUACCCCCAUUCAGUAUAAUGGAGCAAUGUUGAACUAUUAGGGGGAACAUAAAAAAACCUCAAGGGCAAAAGCUGCAGAGGGCAGGAAGCUCCCAGCCACCCCACUGCUCCUCUGCAGACUGAGGAGAACUUCACUGGCAUCUCUACAAGCAAUUACAAAAAGAGCCAUAAGCUCUUUAUUGAUCAUAGUUCUGCCCCCCCCACCUGCUUGUAUUCUAAUCAAUAGUGUGUUCUUGCACUGUGGCUCCCCACUUAAAAUCUUAUCGCAAGCGACACAGUUUUGUUUAGCGCAGCAAUUCAUAGGAUUGGGUGCUACUCAUAGGUCUAACACCAGAAUUUGUGCACUUUUCAAGAAUCCAAGGACUUGGAUGAAGGACACCUCACCAGACCAACCCAGAGGGCAGUGCUGGUUUUGAAUGAGAGCCAAGCUUAGCUCUCAUUGCCAGCCACCAUUUUAAAUUUCCCAAGAUGCAAUCCCUUGGUUUGUGGAUCUAUGAAAUGUAUUUGUUUUCUUGAUCUAUAAUUUGAGUAAAACAUGCAUGACUUGGCCAUACCUUGGUUGGGGUGGUGGGGGUCACUGAGUCCAGCACACACACACACACACACACAGAGAGAGAGAGAGAGAGAGAGUGUCUGACACCAGUCCUGACUGCUCAGCUGCUUUUUACAUGUAUUUGAUUAGAUGUGAUAAUUCACCUAAAUUCUAACCAUAUUUCAGGCAGAUUAGGAAGACAGAACUUGCAUGUUUAUAUUAGCCAACAAGUACUAAUGGAAAACUUUUGAAGCUCCUGUAUUUUCAGUAGAAGCAACCUGUUUUUGCAACAAUGUUCUUCCUCAGCAAUUCAUUGCCCGGCUUUUGGAGUGGUAUUAUUCAGUACUGCUAAAUAUACAAGUGCAGUGAAAGUUUCAAUUUUGAAAAACAAAACAGCUGCUUCUUUUCACUCUCGAAAAUAUUUUCUUCAAAGGACAUCAAAAUAUGUAACCCACAAAAACUCGAUUAGGUGUGUACAUAGAUUUUGUGUGUAUCUCAGUUGUGUUUCCUGUCCUUUCAUGUUUACUGCUAUUUUGCUCUUCCCCAUCAGUACCUUAUUUCAAACUCACAGAAUAUAACCCCAUUUAACAGAGUAGGCUUUAAAGAUUUAUAGACUGCUGCCAGCAUUGUUAAAGACUUAUUUAGUAGCCAACUACUUUCUGCAAAAUCUGUACACGUGUCGGAAAGGCUAACAUCCAUUUUCAAAUCCUCAUUUUUGAUGAGUUCAGUGCAAAAAUUUGCCCAGUCUUCUUAAAUGGUUCAGGACUACAAUACCUCAAGGGCCACCUCUCUCUGUAGAGUGAGAUCAUUUUCUGAGUACCUUCUUUGUGUGCCUCCUCCACAGGAGGUCCAGAGGGUGGCAACACAAGAACAAGGACUUUUCUGCAGUGGCGCCUUGUUUGCUGGCCUUCAUUAUAAACCUUUAGGCACCAGACAAAACAUUCCUCUUCAACCAGGUCUUUGGCUGAUUGACAUCUGAUGCCCUUUUAAAUGUGUUAUUGGAGGGGGGGACGUUAUUGGUUUGUUGUUUUUCUUAUUUUUACUAUGUAUUUUGUGGGUUUCAUAUUUUAAUUUUAUGUUGUGAACUGCCCUGAGAUCUAUGGAUGAAGGGCGGUAUACAAAUUAAAUAGAUGAUGAUGAUAAUGAUAAUAAUAAUAAUAAUAAUAGGCAUUACAUCCACCACCACAUUCACAUGUUUUGCCAAAGGAGAAAAGCCUUUGUUAUAUGCUUUGACUGACUUACCAUUGUCUCAAGUCCUCGCAUCAAUGAACAGUGUUUUGUCCUUUUCAGCCAGAAACAGAUUUAAAGACAGCACAACUUCCUAUUCAUUUACAAUGUAUGGGGGAAUGGGAAAUAAGCAACAUGUAUAUUCUCUCAGACAUUUGAGAGGUCUAAUUAGUCAGUGUCAGAGAAGCAAAUCAUUCAAGAAAUUUACAACCAGUGCACUAGAACUCUGACACAUGGCUGCAAAGGGGACUGUCUAGACAGCGCAAUUUGGCAUGAAUAAAAAUGGUGUAAGGAAGAUGAUUGGGAGCAACCAGGCCCCUUAAGCGACAUUUUGGCCCCAUGGAAGAAAAUAUGUCAUGGGGUCUCUCUUUCCCCUCCUGCUCAUCACUGACCUUGACUCCACUCCAGAAGGACCUCAUCUGCAAUGAUCAUUAUGGUUUGAGUUUUUUUUAUUUAAUGCAGCUCUCUUUAACUACACACAGCCCCAGACCCAGCAAUUUUGCAUCUGGGAUGCAAUCCAGCAGAGUUGAGCAUGCAUGAGCUGAUUCAUUUCAGUGGGCCUAAUUACCAGUAGAAUUAUGGCAUUAAUCUUUAAAUGGAGCAAGCGAUCAGUUUUGAAUAAUCUGUUCCUUUUUAUUGGAGUACAUUGGAAGAGACAAUCAGGGAAUUAGAGCAAUUCCCCUUACUUUGCAGCUCUUUUAUGUGUGAAGAAGUCUUAAAAUCACCUGGUUGUGUGUGUUAUAGAGAAUACCUGCUUCCACAGCUAAUAUAACUAAAUCAUAUUUUACUGCUACAAUGUCAGCAUUAAGGAUGAAAUAUGGCUUUGAAAUCUAUCCUUUCCCCCUGCGAUUUAAAGCAAAAAGCAACAGGUGUGUAUAUAGUAGUGCCUAUCCUGGCUGUAUUUUAGAAUUUUAACUUCUUAACUCUUCUUAGUUCCCUUUUACACUUUAAAGGUUUUCUGCUCCAGUUUUCUAAAACAAUACAGGAGGAGAGAAUGAGACUCUUGGCUCGACCACCAGGAGCUGGAGUUAAGAAAUUGGCUGCUGCAUUUCUUGAAUUUCUUUGUUUUCGGGAUGUUUUUAUUGAUUUUACCAUAAGCGGACUGAAGAAUAGACAGGAUAUAUGAAUGUACAACCGAUCAGUGAAAAAAGAGUUUUUGACACCUUGUGUGCAAUCAUGGUAUGUAUUCUCAUGCGGAGCAAGUUGCAAAGUGGGUUGCCCCUAGCAUAAUAAAAAUAAAGAAGAAUCCCAUUGAAGGGAUUGGAAUAUAUGAUCCAUAUCAAGGAUGGGAAACCUGUGGUCCUGCAGAUGUUGCUGGACAGCUUCUCCCAUCACCCCUGACCAUUGGCCAGGCCAUCAGGGGCUAGUGGCAGCCAGAGUCCAACCGUGUCUGGAAUGCCACAGGUUAGCCAUCCCUGUUCUGUGUGAUGCACGUGAUCAAGAGGGCUUAAAGCUUCCUGCCACCUUUGUGCCAGGUGUGCUGCCAUCACACUUGUGUGCUUCCAUCAUGACCAGGCACUACGCAAAUCCCUAGAAAAGUUUUAAGUGCUUGGCUGAGAUGGAGUGAAUGCACCGGCUUGGCUUCUAAUGGAGAUCCACUCUGCAACUUGCUCACACUCUUAAAACAAGGUCUGCACCAGUAAUAAUAAUAAUAAUAAUAAUAAUAAUAAUAAUAAUAAUUGUACCCCACUCUGGGUCACUUCCAGCAUAUAAAAAAAUAAUAACAAAACAUUCAAAGCUUCCCUAUACUGUACAGGGUUACCUUCAGAUAUCUUCUAAAAGUCAGAUACAGCGGACGCUCGGGUUGUGAACGUGAUCCGUGUGGGAGGCAUGUUCGCAAUCCACAGUGCCAUGUCUGCGCAUGCACGGGUUGUGAUUCGGCACUUCUGCACAUGUGCAAAGCGCGAUUUAGCACUUCUGCGCAUGCCUGAGCACUGAAACCCAGAAGUAACCCGUUCCGGUACUUCCAGGUUCGACACAGUGCGCAACCCAAAAACACGCAACCUGAAGCGCCUGUAACCCAAGGUUUGACUGUAGCUGUUUGUUUCCUUGACAUCUGAUGGGAGGGUGUUCCACAAAGUGGGCACCACUACCGAGAAGGCCCUCUUCCUGGUUCCCUGCAACCUCACUUCUUGCAAUGAGAUAACUGCCAGAAGGCCUUCGGAGUUGGACCUCAGUGUCUGGGCUGAACUAUGGGGGUGGAGAUGCUCCUUCAGGUACGCUAUUUGUCCCAGCUUCACCUAGAUGGGAGGCAGCAAUGCUGCUGAAUGCCAGUUGCUGGAAAUGAAGUGUGUUUGUGUGUGUGUGUGUGUGUGUGUGUGUGCGCGCGCGCUUUUGUGCUGGAAUCCUGCUUGAGCGUUUCCCACCGGCAUCUGGCUGCCCACUGAGAACAGGACGCUGGACUAGACGAGCCAUUAGCCUGAAGCAGCCGGCUCAUCUUAUGCUCUUAUGUUCUCACAAUUCUUCUUGUGGGUUUGUCAGUGGCCUACAAGUCAUAGAUAAUAAAUCCUGAUGUACUUUUCCCAGGCCUACAAACUGGCCCAUAAUGUCAGAUGUUGCAUCAGAACCAGUCCUCACUUACUUGGUUUCAUUUGCUCUCUAAUUGUAGCAAGACCCAAGAAAACGUCUAUUUUGAUAUGUUCCUAUCAGUAAUGGACUUAAAAGCACUAAAUAACUUGGUUCCAUCUAGUAGUGAAGCCCCUAUUUAUAAGUAUCUGGCUUGUAUAUUAGCUUCUUUAGCAUAUAACCUUUGACCACAUUGUGAGUAAGUGCAGUAUCCCCAUUAAAAUUUGUCCAGGCUGGAAAAUAAUCUGAGCAUGUACUUCCUGGUACCUUGAAUAUUGUAAUGGUGACAGGGACUGAGGGAAAUGUAAUUUUUUUCUGAAGUGCCCGAGUUCUUAGCAAGCACGUCAGGCACUCUCUUAAUACCUGGGGUUCUGCUGAGUGCCUGGCACCUACACUAAGGACUCAGAUGUCCUGGGAAAUGACAUAUGAAUGAUUCACAGUGUCAAGGAGUGAGGAAGACUCCACUUUAUUACCAGGUAAGUGGGGAGGCAGAGCAAGUUGCAGGGGCCCUAUGCUGGAGGAGGCUUCAGGGAUCCAUUGUGGCCCCAACGAUGUCUGCAGGAACACGCCAGUGUCUGAAGUUUAGAAUCAGGCUGGAGGGGGGGGUUCUGACAUUUCCUUAUAGCUCAGUUGGUUAGAGCAUGGUGCUGAUAACACCGAGGUCACAGGUUUGAUUCCCGCAAGGGACAGCUGCAUUUUCCUUUAUUGCAGGGGAUUGAACUAGAAGGUCCUCAAGAUCCCUUCCAACUCUGCAAUUCUAUAAUACUUUGAGAAUUAAAAGGUAAAGGGACCCCUGACCAUCAGGUCCAGUCGUGGCUGACUCUGGGGUUGCGGUGCUCAUCUCGCUUUAUUGGCCGAGGGAGCCGGCAUACAGCUUCUGGGUCAUGUUGCCAGCAUGACUAAGCCGCUUCUGGCGAACCAGAGCAGCGCACGGAAAUGCCGUUUACCUUCCCACUGGAGCGGUACCUAUUUACCUACUUGCACUUUGACGUGCUUUCGAACUGCUAGGUUGGCAGGAGCAGGGACCGAGCAACGGGAGCUCACCCCGUCACAGGGAUUCAAACCUCCGACCUUCUGAUCGGCAAGUCCUAGGCUCUGUCAUUUAACCCACAGUGCUACCUGCGUCCCUACUUUGAGAAAUGGCCAAGUCCAAUUUCAAAUCGGGCAAGGUGAGUGGCCAUCACUACCUCCAUCAUACCUGAACAUCAGACUGUGCCAUUACAAUCCCAAAUCAGGAUAGCUAAUGUCUUUCAUUAUCAUUCAGUAUCAAUUUAGGAUCAAAAGGGAACCUGGGAUGCCUUCUCCAUGGCAUGCCCUCCCCCUGUUAGUUGCCAGGUUCCAAGUCCAAUAGAUACAAGAUAAUAUCACCAAGGCAACUAUCUGUAAACAAACAAUAAACACCCGUAAAAAUGUCAAAAGUAGUUUCUUUCCAAAAUAGGUUUUAUCUUAUUGUUGUUGCUUAGUUGUUUAGUCGUGUCCGACUCUUCGUGACCCCAUGGACCAGAGCAUGCCAGGCACUCCUGUCUUCCACUGCCUCCCGCAGUUUGGUCAAACUCAUGUUGGUAGCUUCAAGAACACUGUCCAACCAUCUCAUCCUCUGCCGUCCCCUUCUCUUUGUGCCCUAGGUUAUAUCUUAAAUAACUGCAAAUGCAGUAAAUAAUGAACUGAAGGACAUUGUCCUCUUUCUAUGUUCCUCCCAAUGGAAACAUGCUGAUGGGGACAGAUACACCCCUGCUUUAAGUCGUUUAUAUAUGUAUAUGAUUUACUACAAAGCUUGAUAACUAAGCCCUUUGGGGAUGAAACGCCUAAUUAGCGGAGUGACGUCUGAGCACGGAACAAAUGAUACGUCACAAGUGGACUCUUUAUUUACUGCAUUUGCAAUUAUUUAAGAUAAAAUCUAUUUUGGAAACAAACUAUCUGUUUGUUUGCAAAUAGUUGCCUUGGUGAUAUUAUCUUGUGCCUAUUGCAGUAGCCAUUGUAUCGCCACCCUGUUUAUUGUUUUAUUGUAGAUUCCAAGUCCAAGCAUUCCCCCAAAACAGGGUGGCCUAAAACUUGAAUAUAACAAAAGAACGUUAUUCAUUCAGAUGUUAUUAAUCUUAAACCGUAUUUUAGUUUUGGUAAAAUUCCAUGUGGACUUUGGUUUUGGAAUCCAUAUGAGCAUUUGUGACAUUUCUUCUGAAACAACAUGAUUUUAUGAACUCUAGUUCACCCAGCUUUGCCCUUUGCUGUUAACACUGUGAAACUUUAUGAUGCAUGCAAACCUCAUUUGUGCCUCUAAACUGUGGUUUGGGAGAACUGCGCAUAACCUAGAAAACUACACUAAAUCAUAGCUGUGUGUGCUGUUGAGCCUUGCCUUGCUAUUUUCUUCCUCCCACUCUUUCCUGCUUCAGGUUAUCUGGAAAAUCUGGGUCAACACAGUCAUCUCCAAAAGUAACAAAAACCAGUUCACACGAGAUUUGAAGAGAAAUAGUUGAACGUGCCUAUGCCAGAUUUGAUAUGAAAAUCAGAAUUGCUCAGUACACUGCCAAACAUACACUCUGUACUUUACUUUGUCUUUACUUCUGAGCUAAUGUUCUCAUUCCAGUUUUUAGAAGAAACGAAUGCAGGGUUGUGGAAGGCACUGCUGUUCCAAAUUUGCCCUGCCACCUUCCCAUCCUUGGUGGUGUGGAGCCCUUGGUCCAACACAGCCCCGUUGGUAGUGUUUGCAAGGACAAGGUCCACAUUUUGGCUCUUCUUCAGCCUUUGGCCUAAUUGUAGUCAUUCCAGCAAAGGAGGGCUAGGUUGGGGUGCAAUUACUUGUUGAAUGUUUUGAAUAAAGUAUAGCAGAGCGAACAAUGAACCUGCACAGUCGCAUGGCAGUAAUUCUCCAAGGUUCAACUUGGGGGAGGCUGAGGAAGACUGGAGUAUCUGAGAGCUAGGAGAAGCCAGGUGACAUGCCCUAAGACAAGGGGUGGUUAACCUGCGGUCCCCUCCAGCUGCGGUUGGGCUCCCAAAUCCAACCAGCCCCAGCCAGCAUAGCCAGUGAUCUGGCAUAAUGAGAGUUGUAGUCCAGCACCACCUGGAAGGCCACCAGUUAGCCACCCCUGCAUGUGAGCUGCUCUAGCCUGGUGUUGCUGAUUUGGGGAAGAUACCAAAGGGCUUGGGGGAACACCUGCCAGAGGAAACAGGCUGAGAAGUCUGUCCUUUGAGUCUGGAGAGGAGCAGUUCUUGGACCAGGGAACUGAAAGGUGUGGCUCCUCUCUGAAGUGUGUGUGUGUGUGUGUGUGUGUGUGUGUGUGUUUGAGAGGGGGAGAGAGUGUCAUUAAACCACAGAGCCUAGAACUUGCCGAUCAGAAGGUCGGCGGUUUGAAUCCCCAUGAUGCGGUGAGCUCCCAUUGCUCGGUCCCUGCUCCUGCCAACCUAGCAGUUUGAAAGCACAUCAAAGUGCAAGUAGAUAAAUAGGUACUGCUCCGGCGGGAAGGUAAGCGGUGUUUCCGUGUGCUGCUCUGUUUCACCAGAAGAGGUUUAGUCAUGCUGGCCACAUGACCCGGAAGCUGUACGCCGGCUCCCUUGGCCAAUAAAGCGAGAUGAGUGCCACAACCCCAGAGUCGACCACGACUGGACCUAAUGGUCAGGGGUCCCUUUGCCUUUACCUUUAAAGUGUGUGUCUAUUGUGGUUUUAACUUUCUGCAUGUUUUAAAUUAUGCUUGUGGGUUUUUUAGUGAGGGUUUUAUUGUUUUAUCUUUUUGUAAACUGUUUCCUACAACCAAGUAGUAUAUAAUUUUUUAAAAAAUAAAUAACUAUAGUAUUUUUACCAUGUCCCAAAUACUGGAGCAAGAGGUGUUAUGUCCCCUGUAUCCCAAUCCCAGUGUUGUCUUAACGAGGUUUCUGAUUCAGAGGACUCACACUUGGGGAUGGGCAGCUCUCAGCACCCUCUUCUAUACUGUCUUGCAGUCCCAUGUAGAGCUUGUAUGAGGCCCAGGGCAGGAGUUUUAUUAGAAUAAAGUUAUAAACUCCCACCAAAAAAAGCAGCCAAUCCGACUACAUGGAAUUGGCAGAAAUGACUGGCAGAAUCCGAGACCAGGGAGAAGAGUCGGUGAAAGAAGACUGGAAGAAAUUUAAAGACUAUUUACAGAAAUAUUGUAAAAUUAAUGAAUCUUAGAAGGAUGUUGGAUAGAAACUAAGUGGUUUCCAGCUGUAAUGCUUUAAGAGAUACGAAAAAAGGUUCACAAAUGGGUAAAAGCUUAAUGGUAAGGAUUUGCUGAACUAACAAACUGAACUGGAAUACAAAAAAGGGAGGUACGAGGAGGUCCGGGGAAAUAAGUGUAUGGAAGAUAUGCUAUGGAAAAUUAAUGUGUUUUUAACUGUUUUUCUUUUUAUUUUUCAUUUCUUUGUUAUAUCUUAAUAAGGGUUUUGUUAUUCUUUUUUCUGUAUCUUGUAUUUUCUUGUAUUUUUAUUUUUUGUUUUUGUGUAAUUCUUGUAUUUUUUGAAAUUUUAAUAAAUAUCAUUUAAAAAAAACAAAACAAAAAAAGCAGCCAAUCCCUGGUGGGCCCCCCAACCCCCUGCCAGUUUAGACCCCCAAGGCCUGGGGCAACUGUACCCAGCUACCCCCACCCAUCACAGGCCUGAUGUCCUGUCUUGGGGGCAUGGCUCUCCCAUGAUCCUCAGAGUGUAAAGAUAACUCCCCUAUAGCUUCUCCUGCUCCACAGCCAUGCAGGAGCAUGGGGGUGCAAAACUGGCUGUGGGCCCUUUGAGAAUUGUGGACAGUUCUCCAAGGGGCAUAGAGCUGUUUGAAGAGCCUUCAUAAGCCUUUGGAUUCCUUUGAGCCUCUGAGAGAACAUCUUCCAUAGGGCAUCUAGGAGAGCCUGGAGCUGCCCAAGGUCCUGAACUGCCAGGCCUGUAGCAGAAGGAGCUCUGGGCACUGCAUCCUGUUCACCUGUGAGCCCCUGCAGAGCAGGGCAGUAGGGUUAGAUUCCAUAUAUUAUACAUAGCAUUAGGUGGAGCAUUACAACUGUAAGGACAGAAUGGCAGACAGCAGGAAACACUGAAGGGAGUAGCAAUGGAAAGCUCUGCCUGAAAACUUUGACCCUGGUGCAGCUAAAAUUAGCCACAACCAGUAGAAAUGAAACAAGUUCAAACAAGUACUAUUGUUUUUAAAGGUACAUAGUCAUGGCUAACUAACUCAACUGGAGCCUUUUGCUUUUCUGAUGUCAUUACCGACAGAAACAUCAAAAUAGACAUAUACUUGAGUCUUGCAACAACCAUCUUCAUAUUUUUAGAGUGUCCCCCAUUUCAAAAGAGUUAAUGUUGUUAUUUCAAUUAAGCAAAUCCUUAUUGCGCUAAAACCUGUUCCUGUUGCAGAUGUGGAGGUGGAUGAGCUAAAACGGUAAAAGAACAGAAAUGGGAGCCAUUUUACUGAGGAGAAUAACUUCCUCCAACAGCAAACUUUGAGUGUUUUCAAUAACCCAAUAAAAAUAUCAAAAUUUUCAAGCAAAAGCAAUACAUUAAGUUAAUAAAACAAAUUUCCAACAAUAAAAAUCAUAGCCAUAAAAUGCAGUGACAGCAGUCAAGACAGAACAAUGUAUCACAAAGUAGAAAGCCAGAAAAGGAAAACUGCCCUGAGCUGGUCAACAAGGUUCGCACAAUGUACAUGUCUCAGAGUGGGGAAGUCCACAAAUGUGGGGCACUGCCACAGAAAAGCACCACCCUCUGAUGCCCCCAGAUAUUUUGAGCCACAACUCUCUUCCGCCCCACCCCAACCAGCCUCAAGGACACCAAGCUGGCAAAGUCUGGUCUGAAGAGUAGGGCCUUAGUGCAUGAAUUGUGCAGUUGCAUACGGGAGCAGGAUGCCAAGCUGAAUAGAAUACAUCACUUUGAUAUGUGCCUGCAAAAAAAUUGAGAUUGUGUGUGUGUGUGUGUGUGUGUGUGUGUAUGCAUCUGAAUAAUAUUUUAUUUGAUGUUCUUUUCAAAAAGGAAUCACAAAUACAGAAAUAUUAUUUAGCAGCAUAGUGUGUAAGAUUACAUAUUCUUUAAUAAGUUUAUAUUUUGCAAAAAGAAGAGCUGGAACAGAGGCAACCCAGCAAGCGAUAUCCUGCUUUGUUAAAAGGAUGGUCCUUUUCAGAGAGAAAAAACAAGCCAAGGCACAUCUGGCAAGCCUAACGUACACCAAGAAAUGUAUAAUUUUGUGGAUGAGUGACUUAUUUAACACUUGCAUUAUUUAACUCAGCUGUGGUAUAAUUCAAGACAGGAUUAUUCCAUUGUUUAAAUUUUUGCAAAAUUCCACUGUUUCUUUGUACACCAUUAGUGUUCUUUGGAGUAGUGUGCAAUGCAUAAAACUCUCAAAAUAAGCACUGUGCUGUGUUCCCAGGAGGCGACGUGAGUGAUAAGUCUUGGAUUUUGGUAUUUACUGAAGGAAAUAUAUUGGAAAGUUAUCCCCCAAAAAAGAACUUGCUUGCUUUCCCCUUCCCUUUCUGCUGUGCUUUGUACACAUAAGAGCCUCUUUGUGUACAGAGUCCCUUCCCAAUUCUCUUUUGCAGCUCUCUUUGGGAGGUUCUUACACACAAUAUCUCAGAAUAGGAGUAUGUUUUAAAUGGGAACUGAUACAUGAAGUGUUGCAGAUUUUUAGCUGGGUGCCAUAUAAAUGAGGAUGCUAACAAAAUUUGGAAUAUCCUAGAUUUCAGUGGCAGAUUCUGGAAUCCCUCUCAGGAUAUUUGGACAGGCUCCAAGGCUUACUGGACUCUGAGGAGAUACAGAAAAAUAUUAUUCCCUCCAUCAGGGACUUGCCGACAAUAACCGAAGCAGGUUAUUGCCAUGAUCAACCCUUGCCAAGGUUCAGUGUCUCAGCCCUGGCCUAAUAAAGCUCUGCUUUCAUCUGCAAAUCAUCUGGAUUUGCAGACACCUUGGAAAACAACACAGAAGCUUUAAUUUUCCAAACUAGAUAGGAAUAGGAAAGGACUAUCUUUAAAAAUUGGGGAAGGGGGUACAAAAGAGGACACAGAUUAGCAUGGAAUUUCCAUGUGCUGGUUUGUACAAAAAGAUGCAAAUUUAGGAACAGCUGCUAUAAUGUAAAUAGAAAUACAUUUCUCCAUUGUGUGUAUACAUCUCCAGCAUGCAGGUUGCUAGCUGACUUGUGUGCCUAUUCAGGGCUUGUCCGAACUAGAGCAAAAUGUGGAUCGUCACUUGCCUGUCUCCCCGUUAAUUUAAGGGUGUCCACAUGGCAACCUUCCUACUCUAGUAUUGUCCUAGAGCUUUGCCCCUUUUCAAUCAUUGUAAAGUCCAAAGUGGCCAGGAUUGCGGGGAGGGGGCGGGGGACGGACCACAUUUAAUGAGGUAAAGGUCUGGGACGACACUGGGAUGAGGUCCACAUUUUGCUCUGGUGUGGAUAAGCCCUCUAUUUGCUGUCCAGACGCUAACUGCAGGGGGCUGCCAUGUGUGAAGUAAGAUAAAUGGCCCCCUUAGUUGGCACCAGAGAUGGUUUGCCUAUCUUUAUAAAGCACCUUUUCCCAAUUUGUUAUAGCUGGCUGUAAUAGUAGUAUUGUAACCUUAGUGUGCAUCUGCGGCACUCAGAGUGAAUUUUAGCAUAAUAAAUAUAUGGUACUGAAAAACAGCAUGUUGCAACACAGAGCUAGUAUUGACCAAUGACUAAUUUCUGGGCACUGAAUGCUACAGAGUUAGUAUUGUCACAUGCUGAAAACAUCUAUUAAUAGGGUGAAGAACUCGGAAUGGUAGGAGAUUUAUAAUCCUCUUGGAAGCAAUAGGCAGGAGGCAAAUGAUGGAAACAGGAUGAGGCCUUCCUAACCAACCAGAAAAAUAGCACUCCCCUGGUGUUAAUGAAAUGAUGAAGUCUUGGAGACAAGCAGGAGGGGGAAACAGCCAGCAACCAGUUACUGCAUAAGAGUGUCUUUCAUCCUCAAGGACUCUAGGAAGUGAUCACUUCCUCCAUCAAUGAUGAAUGGUGCCACCUUUGAAAAUGACCUUUCUGUCUUCCGAAGAGACUGCACUCUGAAACAUGUUGGGUAGUCAGAACUACAGUGCAAUGAAGUCAAUGAGACAUGAAGGUGACCAAUUCUUAGAAGCAUCAGUUCAUCAACUUUGUUCAUACUUUUGGUCUACAGCAGGCAUAGGCAAACUCAGCCCUCCAGAUGUUUUGGGACCACAACUCCCAUCAUCCCUAGCUAACAGGACCAGUGGUCAGGGAUAAUGGGAGUUGUAGUCCAAAAACAUCUGGAGGGCCGAGUUUGCCUGGGCCUGGUCUACAGAGUGGACGGUGUCCACUGUCCUCACUGUUAGAUUUCAUAGCUUUUUUGUAAUGCCUAAUAAAGGUUUGGCGAAGUCAUAGCUUUCAUGGUGCAUACUGAAUAAUGAUUAAGAGUUUUGCAACCACAAAUGCACCCUCCAGUGGCCUUACAAAACAUUUCCUGUGUUGCAAUAUUUAGUCUGGUCUUGCUUUUUCAACUCACUUUUAUUUUAUAGUUCUUUCCCCCAUUGAAAUGAAAUAGCAUGCAGCUCUUAUGAAUUAAAAACUGCACGUAUCUUGCUUUAAAAACAGAUUAACAGCCCAUUCACACAGCAGAUGCUAAACACAUCUAGAUGACCACCUUCAUUGCUGAGGUUAUAAGACACAAAGAGAAACGCAACCCUUGAAUAAGGCUGGUACCAAUUAAGAAGAUAAGUUCGCAAAGUGUACAAACCCAUUUGACCUCAGGCCAGAUCUAGAUAAUGACUCUAGGUGCAGUGUGACUUACCUGGAUCAAGGCAAAUGUGUUUCAGCGAGAAUCUUCUAAUGACAGUGAAUCCCAGUGGUGGUGUUUUUUCUUCCUUCUUCUGGAGGUCCCUUCAAGAUUGCAUUGUUGUUCCUAUUCAGCAUAAGAACGUUAAUUCUCAACAGGGAUGUAGUGGGGGGGGGAUAUUCAUUUGCUCUAGACUGAAUAUGAAUGUUCUCCAUUAAACCAUGCAUUUUCAGUGUUGUGCAAAUCAGAGAUCUGACCUUGGGAGCAAAAAUGUGUCUGAAACUAGGGCUGCCAUCCAUAUGCUAUCCAGUGCUGCUUUAAAAAUGAAUGAAUGAAAAUUGUGGAUUAACCAGAUUAUUAUCUCCUUUCAGAAACUCUGGAAAAUGGACCUAGCAAGUGUGAAAGGUGAGUAAAAGUUACCUUUGCCAGUUGCCUAUUUCAGAAGUCUAUGUAAGGUGCAAGGAGUGGGGAUGGGCAAACAUUGCCCUGUUCACCUCAGGUAUUAUUAUUAUUUAUUAUUAUUAUUUAUUAUUAUUUAUUAUUAUUUAUUAUUAUUUAUUAUUAUUUAUUAUUAUUUAUUAUUAUUUAUACCCCGCCCAUCUGGCUGAGUUUCCCCAGCCACACCCCAGGUAUUUGGCAAGCAAGCCUGGAGGGGCUUUGCAAAACCCACAUCUUAUGUGCAUUUGACUUACACGGUUUCAACCAUACCUGGCUGAAGGUGGGUUGGUGCGGGGAAGGACUGGAGGUUCCAGGCAAGGCCUGCUUGGCACACCUGGAAGUAGGGUGACUUUGGCCAGUGGCGCACCAUGGCUCUGGGACUGGUGGGGAUUUGCCGUGAGAUCAUGCAAGAGCCAAAGGCAGCUCACUCACAGGGCACACCACCAGCAGGCCUUGCCCAAAGGUCAAGGCCUGGCAUGGAAAGAGAUUUUCAGCUCUCGGCCUUUCUUCCCAGGCAAGGUGUGCUCAGUUAAAGGGAGCAUCCCCACAACUCCCAGAGCCACUGUGCUGCUGGCCAAAGAUGCGCCACUAGCAGGGUGCGCCAAGCAGGCCUUUCCCCCUCACUAGCCAGCCUGUAGAAGGCAGGGUGGCUCAAAGGGUUAUUUUGGGAUAGGUGCGGUUUAGCUUAAUCCUCGAAACCUAGCCCUCACAUAAGAAGUGAUUCCUCUGUAAUAAAAGAGAACGUGUGCAGAAACCGACUCUUCCCCAUUUGCAAGCUGAGACGUGGGAAAGGAGGGGAGGGGAAAUCCCUUAACUUUGGGGGAAUAAGUAUCCUAUUUCACACACACACACACACACACACACACACACACACACACCCUUAUCUUAUCUUAUCACAGUUCAUUCAUCCCUGUGCAUCCUGCCCUCAUUGUGUGCAAAAAAGGUGCAGGAAAUGAAUUUGCAACUGCUGCAUGAAGGACAGUAAGAUGGGAAUUUGGGGAAACUUAUUGUCUGCUCCAAGGUUCGCUUCCAAGUUGUUGUUUUUAUGUGGGGUGUUCUUCUCAGGUGUACUGGAAAUAUUAAUAAAAUGAAUCUAAAUAAGUAUUGUUUAAUUAAUAUAAUAUAAUAUUUAUAUAAUUUUAGUGGGCUGUGUCACUGUAGUUCAGUUUCUCCAUCUCUCUCUCUUUGCCUUCUGCUGUUUUAUCUUGGCCAAAAAAAAGAAGACUUCUUUAAAAAUGAAAAUGCUGUAAAAUGCAUUGCCUCGCUUUCUAAGUACUUGACAAGAAUCAUCAUCAGACACGGAAACAUUUUUUGUUGCUUGAUUCUAGUGCAGCUAACAGAAAGAGAUCAAACAAAGAUGAGACCUAUUGGAAGGAGAUCAACGCAGCGAUGGCCUUAACAAACCUUGCACAAGGAAAGGACAAACUCCAGGGGACAACCAGCUGCAUCAUUCAGAAAUCGUCACACAUAUCAGAAGUAAAGACUGUCAAAGUGCCACUAGUACCACCGUUUUAAAGAGAGUUGUUGCUUUUCUUUCCAACACAUGUGGACAUGUAUUUUUCAUGCCAUUGGUUUCCCCCCCGUAAGAUCAGAAUGAGAGGUCUGCAGCAAGAAUUGAGAACCAGGUUCCUUUUGUAGCACGGUCAGUCAAAAUAAGAAUGGGAAGUUCUCGCCAUGCAGGCAUGCUUGAAAUCAAUGGCAAUCUCUCAAGAGCCUGGGCGUGUUCUCAUACGAUUCCCAUUCGUUUCAGUGUUGCUUGUGCAAGAGACAUUCCCAAUGAAUUAUGCACAACGAUGGCAAUAAACAAAUGCUCCCUCAGGCUAAAAUAUUUUGAUUUCUGGAAUAAAAUAUAAAAGCAGUUCUAUAAAGGGCAUGUAAAUUAUGGGUGGCGAAGCCUCCCAAGUUUGUUUGUUUUUUAAGUCAAAACUAUUAACUUAUUUUAUUGUAUUAAUCAAACUGCACAUUAAGCGCUGCAUUGCUAUAACAAUAAGUGCCUUGCUUUCGUACAAUAAGCUAGAACGUGGGCAUAGCUCAAUACAACUGUGCCUCAAAAGUGUGCCAACGCCACAACGCUUAACCUUUGCAUGUAAUUUCUAAAUGCAUCCUGACCAGUUUAAAGCUGACCUCAGAAAAAGGGUAGACGUUUCUCAAAAGCCCUCGAGCAUUUGGCUUGUAUGGAUUAAAUAAAUCUCUUCGGUGAAAUUGCGACAUUUUACAACGGAAAAGUCCACUAUGUUAACAAGUAAUGUGGGGUUUUUCUUAUUCAAAUAGGGGAAACGUUGCUAUGCCUCUAUGGCCCCCCCCCCGACUGCAUUUGCCAUAUGUUAAAAAAUACAAAGAAUAAUUCCUUUCAUAAGUGCAAUACUGUAUGUGGGGGAAGAGUCUCAUCUUUUUUCAAGGAGAAUCCUGAUUACGUACAUUAAAGCCGUUGCUUCAGUUACUUUGCAAUGUGAAUGUAAAAAGGAAAAAAAAAAACCCUCCAAUAGCCACAGGUGGACAAAACCAUUAUAAUGGAAUUGCCCAGUCCUAGAGCUUUUUCUUUCAUAUGGACUAAAAGGGCUGCCUUUGAGUGUGUGUUUUAUGUGAAGAAAAAUGUACGUUGACCAGAACGGUCAUUCACAUUACGUAGAAUGCCUCUCCUCAGAUGGCCUAGUCAGUACAUUGACAGAGAUUGGAGGUUAACAAUAAUAGAGAGUUCAAAGGGGAUUUAAGCCUUACAUAAGAACACGCUCUGAUUCUUUUAUGUAGUUCAAAUGUUUAACUAUAAAAAGACUCAUUGUGAUAGUUUAAGUCGUUGUCCCAAUGAUGAAACCAUCAGUAAAUCCACUUGGGAUUCCUUCCUUUUAAGCUCUCCUUCUGACUUAUUGAAACUGUUAUGUAAAUAAACAAAGCAGAUCACUUUUCUGGUACCAAAUCAACCUAUGCUUCAGUUUGUUAUUUAUACUGGAGCUCAAUAACUUUCCACAACGGAAACUGUUAUUGCCUUAAUGCGUCCAAAAUGUUUUUAUUUUGGUACGGAAUGUAUCAAAUGAAGAAAAUCCCCAUUUCAAUGAAGGGGGGAAAAGAAGGCAUAAUGAAAUCUAUAUAUUAUAUAAAGCAAAUCAUUGGAAUUAAAAACAUAUGGGGCACACACAACACACCAAACAAUUGUGGCACUGAAGCAAUUUAAAGUCAAAGUAGAUGCUAAAUUGGGCAUUAGAAACACCAUUUUAAACUCCUAAAUUUGACUAAAGCAAGUAUAUUUUGCUCCAACCAUACAAAAAUAUUCUAAUCAGGUUUACACUCUUGAAUAAGCAACAGUAAAGCCAAAUAUAGCUUAUACUCGGGUCAGUAAAAUAAAACUGGGAAAAGAGCUGAUUGUCCAGAGUCCAGUUCAGGGGAAAUGGAAACCUAGCUUAGUUUCCUUAACCCAGUUUUAAUGUUACAUCUGAACAGUGGCGUAGCGUGGGUUGUCAGCACCCGGGGCAAGGCAAGUAAUUUGCGCCCCCUAACCCGUGGAUUUGCGCCCCCUCACCCCCAGAUGUUGCGCCCGGUGUGGCCGGCCCCCCCUGCACCCCCCACGCUACGCCACUGCAUCUGAAUAACAGUAUCCAGGGUAAAUCUGUAAAUCUAGUUAGAGAUCCUAGUUUGGAAAUGAGUUCUCAGUCCAGGAAAGCUGCUAAUCCUGUUUUUAUACUCAACCCAGUUUGCUACAUAAAAAAAAAAUGACCAAACCCUGUUUGAGGUGGGCAGAGUCACAGCAAAGAUCAUUAAGCAAAAUGCCUAGAACCUGAUCCAUUUCAUCUUCUAUGCAGGUAUUGGGUGAGUUCAGUUUUUCCGGUGGAAAAAGCUAUCCAGAUACAGAAAGAGGGAUAGUUUCAGGACCUUACAUGCAUGGAUCAGCACAAGACACAGUGUGGAACUGGAUGUCUUUGUAGAUUUGCUAGUUUGCAAUACAAUAAUGAGGAUCAGGCAAUGCAGCCAGAGCAAAAUAAACUACAUUUCGAUUUAAAAUCUGAACUGGGUCUUUUGGUUUGGGUAACCUAUUGGAAUUUUACUCCUACCCCUUCUGCUUCUAAUAAGACCCAGUGAACUUCUAAGCUGCCCAUUCCUUCUUUACUUGACAUAUAUGGCAAACUCCCGUAUAGUGAGGAAGAUCAAAACCCUUGGUGAAGCUGACUUUCAGGUAUGCAACGCGUUGCUCAAGCAUAGCCAGUUCCAAUUGCACUAAUAUAAUCUAGAUAGCAGAUAUCAAACCUCGAUGUAACAUGUAGAACGCAUCUUGAUGUAACAUAGCAUUUUGUGGUUGUUGUUGUUUUAAAGUGUACAAUUAAAAUGAUUUGAUAUGAAAAAAUAUUUUGUACAUAAAUAUAUAUAUUUUUACUUUUUUAAAAUUGCUAUUUUGCAUUGACAUAAAAAGCAGGAAAUAUAUGUUACGACUGUAUGAACAGUUGAAGGAUACUUUUGGUUGACUUGCAUCUUCGUGCAAAAGAGGUCUCCCCCCACAACAGUGACUUUCAGACCUGACCAACUAGACUUUGUCAUAACAAUGUGAGUUUUUAAAGAAAACAGAGUAAACACUUCACUUUAGUUCAUACUAUUAUAAGUUAUUCUAUUAACUAUUUUGUGACAAUAAACUGUCUUGCCAAACUUUUCUGUAA